This is a messenger RNA of Pelobates cultripes (western spadefoot toad), 69808 nucleotides long. The record is from the annotation of a GenBank genome assembly. NCBI's taxonomy places the organism in Eukaryota, Metazoa, Chordata, Amphibia, Anura, Pelobatidae.
GGUAGUUACAAUGUCUGCAGCUGUGAAUACAUUGUCUCAGGAUCCUGCACCGUCCCUUUAAGAAGGAGGAGAGGCUGCUGGCAGGGGGGAGGCUGACCCCAGGACACAUCAUUAGAGAAGAAGCAGUACCUGUGCCAGUCCAUGUGUCAGCCUCUGCCAUGGGGACCCAAUAGCUGCCCAGAGCAUGGCUGCCAAGGAGGACCUAUACAGCAAGAUAGUGCCCAGGAGGGGCAGGCAGAACCGGACAGGGACCAUCAGACAUGGAUCUUCCCUGGAGAUCCUCCUCUCCAUGGGCUUCCCUAGAGCUCGGGCGUAAGUCUCCUAUUUACUUACCUUACAGCAGGGGCUGGGGAGCUGGUACACUCCAUGUACUGUGAGAGCUGGAGAGAGGGUACACUCCAUGUACUGUGAGGGCUGGGGAGAGGGUACACUCAAUGUACUGUGAGAGCUGGGGAGAGGGUACACUCCAUGUACUGUGAGAGCUGGGGAGAGGGUACACUCCAUGUACUGUGAGGGCUGGGGAGAGGGUACACUCCAUGUACUGUGAGGGCUGGGGAGAGGGUACACUCCAUGUACUGUGAGGGCUGGGGAGAGGGUACACUCCAUGUACUGUGAGAGCUGGGGAAAGGGUACACUCCAUGUUCUGUGAGAGCUGGGAGAGGGUACACUCCAUGUACUGUGAGAGCUGGGGAGAGGGUACACUCCAUGUACUGUGAGGGCUGGGGAGAGGGUACACUCCAUGUACUGUGAGGGCUGGGGAGAGGGUACACUCCAUGUACUGUGAGAGCUGGGGAGAGGGUACACUCCAUGUACUGUGAGAGCUGGGGAGAGGGUACACUCCAUGUACUGUGAGAGCUGGGGAGAGGGUACACUCCAUGUACUGUGAGGGCUGGGGAGAGGGUACACUCCAUGUACUGUGAGGGCUGGGGAGAGGGUACACUCCAUGUACUGUGAGGGCUGGGGAGAGGGUACACUCCAUGUACUGUGAGAGCUGGGGAGAGGGUACACUCCAUGUACUGUGAGAGCUGGGGAGAGGGUACACUCCAUGUACUGUGAGGGCUGGGGAGAGGGUACACUCCAUGUACUGUGAGGCUGGGGAGAGGGUACACUCCAUGUACUGUGAGGCUGGGGAGAGGGUACACUCCCAUGUACUGUGAGGGCUGGGGAGAGGGUACACUCCAUGUACUGUGAGGGCUGGGGAGAGGGUACACUCCAUGUACUGUGAGGGCUGGGGAGAGGGUGCACUCCAUGUACUGUGAGAGCUAGGAGAGGGUACACUACAUGUACUGUGAGAGCUGGGGAGAGGGUACACUCCAUGUACUGUGAGAGCUGGGGAGAGGGUACACUCCAUGUACUGUGAGGGCUGGGGAGAGGGUACACUCCAUGUACUGUGAGAGCUAGGAGAGGGUACACUCCAUGUACUGUGAGAGCUGGGGAGAGGGUACACUCCAUGUACAGUGAGGGCUACAGAGAGGGUACACUCCAUGUACUGUGAGGGCUGGGGAGAGGGUGCACUCCAUGUACAGUGAGGGCUGGGGAGAGGGUACACUCCAUGUACUGUGAGGGCUGGGGAGAGGGUGCACUCCACAUGUACUGAGGGCUGGGAGAGGUACACUCCAUGUACUGUGAGGGCUGGGGUACACACUCCAUGUACUGUGAGGGCACAGGAGGGGUACACUCCAUGUACUGUGAGGGCUGGGGGAGGGUACACUCCAUGUACUGUGAGGGCUGGGGAGAGGGUACACUCAAUGUACUGUGAGGGCUGGGGGAGCUGGUACACUCCAUGUACUGUGAGAGCUGGGGAGAGGGGUGCACUCCAUGUACUGUGAGAGCUGGGAGAGGGUACACACUCCAUGCUUAUUGUGAGGGAGCUGGGGAGGGGUACACUCAAUGUACUGUGAGGGGGCUGGGGAGCUGGUACACUCCAUGUACUGUGAGCUGGGGAGAGGGUGCACUCCAUGUACUGUGAGAGCUGGGGAGAGGGUACACUCCAUGUACUGUGAGGGCUGGGGAGAGGGUACACUCCAUGUACUGUGAGGGCUGGGGAGAGGGUACACUCCAUGUACUGUGAGGGCUGGGGAGAGGGUACACUCCAUGUACUGUGAGAGCUGGGGAAAGGGUACACUCCAUGUUCUGUGAGAGCUGGAGAGAGGGUACACUCCAUGUACUGUGAGAGCUGGGGAGAGGGUACACUCCAUGUACUGUGAGGGCUGGGGAGAGGGUACACUCCAUGUACUGUGAGGGCUGGGGAGAGGGUACACUCCAUGUACUGUGAGAGCUAGGGAGAGGGUACACUCCAUGUACUGUGAGGGCUGGGGAGAGGGUACACUCCAUGUACUGUGAGGGCUGGGGAGAGGGUGCACUCCAUGUACUGUGAGAGCUAGGAGAGGGUACACUACAUGUACUGUGAGAGCUGGGGAGAGGGUACACUCCAUGUACUGUGAGAGCUGGGGAGAGGGUACACUCCAUGUACUGUGAGGGCUGGGGAGAGGGUACACUCCAUGUACUGUGAGAGCUAGGAGAGGGUACACUCCAUGUACUGUGAGAGCUGGGGAGAGGGUACACUCCAUGUACUGUGAGAGCUGGGGAGAGGGUACACUCCAUGAACUGUGAGGGCUGGGGAGAGGGUACACUCCAUGUACUGUGAGAGCUGGGGAGAGGGUACACUCCAUGUACUGUGAGAGCUGGGGAGAGGGUACACUCCAUGUACAGUGAGGGCUAGGGAGAGGGUACACUCCAUGUACUGUGAGGGCUGGGUAGAGGGUGCACUCCAUGUACAGUGAGGGCUGGGGAGAGGGUACACUCCAUGUACUGUGAGGGCUGGGGAGAGGGUGCACUCCAUGUACAGUGAGGGCUACAGAGAGGGUACACUCCAUGUACUGUGAGGGCUGGGUAGAGGGUGCACUCCAUGUACAGUGAGGGCUGGCGAGAGGGUACACUCCAUGUACUGUGAGAGCUGUGGUGAGGGUACACUCCAUGUACUGUGAGAGCUGUGGAGAGGGUACACUCCAUGUACUGUGAGGGCUGGGGAGAGGGUGCACUCCAUGUACGGUGAGGGCUGGGGAGAGGGAGCACUCCAUGUACAGUGAGGGCUGCGGAGAGGGUACACUCUAUGUACUGUGAGAGCUGGGGAGAGGGUACACUCCAUGUAUAGUGAGUGUGAGUUCGGGUAUUUGGAGGCUGGAGCCAACCCUGUAAUGUGAGUGUAAGUUGGGGUAUUUGGAGGCUGGGGCCCUGGCUGUAUUCUGGGUGUAAGUUGGGGUAUUUGGAGGCUGGGGCCCUGGCUGUAUUCUGGGUGUAAGUUGGGGUAUUUGGAGGCUGGGGCCCUGGCUGUAUUCUGGGUGUAAGUUGGGGUAUUUGGAGGCUGGGGCCCUGGCUGUAUUCUGGGUGUAAAUUGGGAUAUUUGGAGGCUGGGGCCCUGGCUGUAUUCUGGGUGUAAGUUGGGGUAUUUGGAGGCUGGGGCCCUGGCUGUAUUCUGGGUGUAAAUUGGGAUAUUUGGAGGCUGGGGCCCUGGCUGUAUUCUGGGUGUAAGUUGGGGUAUUUGGAGGCUGGGGCCCUGGCUGUAUUCUGGGUGUAAAUUGGGAUAUUUGGAGGCUGGGGCCCUGGCUGUAUUCUGGGUGUAAGUUGGGGUAUUUGGAGGCUGGGGCCCUGGCUGUAUUCUGGGUGUAAAUUGGGAUAUUUGGAGGCUGGGGCCCUGGCUGUAUUCUGGGUGUAAGUUGGGAUAUUUGGAGGCUGGGGCCUCUGCCAGGGCGCAUACUAAUCUGGUUUGUCGCAUGGCUGUGUCUACAGGUAGAGCACAUGAUCAGAUAUUGGGGCACAUUAAAAGUCUGCGGCCAGUGGCUCUUACGGGUUUAUAUCGUACCCACAUUGGGGCCAUACAGCGUAUGAAUGGGCCCUUAAUGCAGCCUUCUGUAGUGAUACAGAAUAUCAGCCAUUAGGCAUGGUGGGAGUGAAACAUAUAGGAAUUAACUGAUGCAGAAGCUCUUUCCCGUCUCAGUAAAGUGUUACUGGGCAUGUAGUCGGCGUCGUGCUGUGUCAGAGGAGAGGACUGGAUGGCUUUAUCCUCUGUAAUAUUGUAUUAACACUGGAUUUUGUAGAGUGCUCGGCCUACUGGGCCAUAUCGGAUGUUAAUGCACGCCUUACGUUCUAUGGUAGUCUAUUUUUAUUAGUGGGAGUUUCGAUUAUCCUUCGGCAUGUCGAGCAGGAGACUGAAAACAAAAAUACAUGUAAUUAGUUAUUAACAUGAUUGUUCUUUUAGAUCUGUAGACGGUAAUUAUUUUCGGUUGUCUGGUUAAUUUCCACGUUUCCUGUAAAUUUGGUGAAAGAUUUUUCUACAGUGUGUUUUCUAACAGAAAUGGAUUUAUUACUUGUAAUUUACAGAUAAUCUCUUUAUCUGUCUUUUCGUGACCACAAGGACAAACACAAUUUAAAGAUUUGUGCUGACUUGAGUUGUGUUGGUAUAUUUAGGCAAAAGUAGCAUAAUUUUGGCCAAAAUGUAUACAAAUUGUUUUUCAGCUCUUCGCAAUGUACAGUUUAGUUAUUAAAUAGAUUGAAUAAUAUAAUUCAUUAAACAUUAUGGAUUGAUCAGUUGAGGAGAUCUUAGUACACAUAAUAUUUUAACCCCUUUUUGUGUCUGUUUUUUGACAGUUUUUUUUCUCCUGAAUCCAUCAAUCAAUUAGAAAGUGCCAUAACUUGUCAUGUCAGGAACAAAAUAACUUGAAUUAGAACGUUUUCCGCAUUCUGAAAUAGCUUACUGCUUCGAGUAUGUGUUCAAAGAUAUAAACCACACUCAGAUCUAUAAAUGCGUUAACAAAAUGUGUGAGAAAUAUGGCAAAAACAAGCAAAUUCUCGUUAAAUUCCUCCUAUCGUGACCACCAUAAUCCAAUGUCUCUUUAAAAAGCCCAAAACCACCACGUAAGCAAUACAUUGUACCAGCCAAAUCAAAUGUGUAGGUAAAAAGAACUCCAGUACAUUAUCCGGAAUUUUACUCGAUUUACUGCUGUGCUAGAUUGUUAGCUCAUAUGAUCAGUAGCCUCUUAUUGUGGUGGUUUGUUUCUUUGUAUGUUUUCUGUUAUAUCCCCACAUUAACCCCGUAAGGACACAUGACAUGUCAGACAUGUCAUGAUUCCCUUUUAUUCCAGAAGUUUGGUCCUUAAGGGGUUAAACCAACUGUGCUAUACUUCUAAAACAGGCGCUAUACUCCUAGCUAUUCUCAAUAAGAAGCAAAUACCAUGAAAACCGACAGAAUGUGUCUCAAUAAUUCGCACGCCUGUAACAGCAUUUGUUUUACCUUGAACCACACGUGCUGUGAACUUAGCGCAGUGUAUGGAGUGAAUCUUCACUUUAAAAUUGACAGAUUUACACGAUUUGCAAUGAAACACAUCGGGGAUUAUUUAUAAACGGUGACGUGCUCACUUUUAGGCUGUUUUGUUCCCCCUUUUGCACCAAAGUUACUACGCCUUUUUUUUGUUGUUGUGUUUUUUUUGUUUUUUUUUCGGACACAGCUUUCCGCUACCAUCAGUUAAACAGUAUAAGUAGCUUUAACUUCCUUCAAAGAAUAAAAAAAAAAGAAUGCAACUUUUUCCCCAGUUAUAUUACUAGGUUUUCUUAUUUAAUAAAUGUAAUCAGGGGUGCAAAAAAAAAGGAUGAAAAAACCUGUAGCUUGAAGGGUGCAAUGAAAUUCGCCCCACUGCAAUCACAAGCACGUCUUUAAAUGACGUCUAUAGAUAAUGUAUUUAUGUAUUGAUUAUAUAAAUUGAAACCAAUAAAAAAAUAACUGAUACUGUGAGAUUCCUGUGUUUGCUGCACAUCUCAAAGAUUUGCAGCUUCUGCAGUGAGCUCCCUGCAGGCAUGUACAUAUCCCAUAAACCCUUGCUCAGCCGUAGUUUACUUGUCAACCUGCAUUUGAAAAUUGUACCUGGCCACAGGUAACUUCUUUUCUAAAAAUGGAAUUGGAUGCCGAUUUUUUUUUUUUUUUUAUGGUUUUUAUUUUUUAAAUGAAUUCAGUCUCUCUACACACUAGUACGCCACACUGUAGGCAACAAAAGCGUCUAUACACCCUAUCGGCAUUGCGUAGCUGUUGUCGAUGACCUCACAUUUUACUGUACUAUUGACGCAGAGAAGAAAAAAUGGCAGAUCUGAAUUUACAAUAUUCUGAAAAAAAUGACAUUUACUUCUAAACUGCCCUGAUCUUGUAUUGGACCCAGAGUGCAAUUUUAGGCUUUUACUGCCCUUAUGAAUUGAUGUAAAUCAUUAUAAAAUAUCAUAUAAAAGAAUCACUUUUAUUAGAAUUGCGUCUAGCUGACCUCACCAUAGAAACGACUCACUUCUCAGGGUUAUCAUAAAAUUGUGGAUUAUCAGGCAUUCAAAGCCUUCUCUCUCUCUUUUUUUUUUUUUUACAUUCUUUAUCUUAAAUUGCUGUCUAAAUACACAAGGUACAUAUAUCAUAUCAUACAAGGCCAUAACAUCCGACUUUCCAACACCGUGUAACGUAUGGUAGCCCAUGUGUAACCGCGAUAUCACAUCAUAGUCUCUGACUGGCGUUAGUAACACUGGUAUAUCUGAUGACAAGGUUUUUAUAAAUAUAUACGUAAAUAAUGUAGCAUUGGUCAUAACCAUAUAACCAGCCCUGCCCUACCCACUUGCUGAUAACAAGUAUGCACGUAUAAUAAGAGACUUGCUCGUAGGUAUUUAUGGGACCGAUGGAACUAAAGGUACUGGCCCAACCAAUGAGCAAGAAUAAGUAAACGUGUAGAUAUAAUAAGAAGGGGAGGAGGGGGGAUAGGGUAGGGAGGGAGUGGGAAGUCGAGGGAUACUAGUGAUGUAUUCUUUGUGAAAGUUAUCCGCCAAAGUUAGGGUCUCCGUCCUGGGUGUCUGGGAGUAAAUAUCACUUCAAGAGUGCUUUCCUUCCCAUCAUUUACGGCUCGCCGGGGGUGGGGUUCGGGAUUCUGUUUACUGGGUUAGGGGGCAAAAUUUCUCCCCCCUCCCAGCUCCCACCUCCCCAAUCCCCUGUCUCUACAUCUCCCAGAACCGAGGAUGUCUCCCGUGUGUAAGUCCCUAAGUAUAUUGGUUCUCAGUGGGUCGUAAGCCCCCCCCCCAGGAAUCAAAGCCUUCUUUAAAGUGAAAUAUUAGCAGGAUGAUCCGAGAUGUAAAUUUGAUGCGUGAAGUCACAUGACACAAAAAACAUUGUUUAGUGACAAUUCUAUCUAAACCAUUUAAAAAUUCCCUUUUUUUUUACACUUCAUAGCUUCAGUGUUGCUGUCCCAAUAUCUGUCUGUUGAAAGCUCUGUGCAAUGUGUUGUAACAACUAAUUAUUAAUAUAAAAUAACGCAGGAUACCAGGAAUAAAGAGAAAUUAUCAGCAAGAUAAUAGAUUUUAUAAUUCUGACCGCAAUAAAACUGAGGGGCCCAGCUUCUGUUUUGAAAAAAAAAUAUUUUAACAAUGUUUUAAAAGUGUGGUUUAAAAAAAGUUUAUUAUAAAUAAAUGUUGAAAUAUUCCCUAUAUGUAAUAUAUAUUUAACUAUAAAUAGCUGUUUUUACUUUUUGUAAAAGUUGUUUGGAGUAAGAUUUCUUGGCGCUAUAUGUUAGCAAGCCAGGAUAAUUUAUAUCCUUUCCAUGUGCCUGAUCGUCUCGUCGAGCCUUAUUUUUGCCCGAGGUUAAAACCCCAGAUGAGUUUUUCAGUCUCACAGCUUUUUAAUAGGCCUGCCAUUGUCUUUCUCUUAGCUAUGGAUUUACCAAACUGUUUUAAAACUUUACAGACACUAACAGGGCAAUUAACUAAAGCGAGAAUUAAGAGUUAAUUCAAUUGAAAGACCAAAAUAGUUGAACUGGAAACAUUCUCCAAGUCAGCUCUGUGAUUAUUUGGGCUACUCUGGCCUUAAAUUUGAAAUAUCCUUUGAAUUCUGACUUCAGAAAAUAAGCCGAUAGCUGCCAUGCUGUGAAAAAGGGAUGUUUACAGAGCACCAACACAUUGUGUCGCGGUGUACAAUAGCAUCAUGACAUUUAGUUUAAACACAUGUAAAGGAUUAAACUGCGAUGCCAUUGUAAUUAUAGCUUUAUGUAGAUCAGUGGUGUAACGUAACAGAGGGUUAACCCAUUGACCACUCACUGACGGUUAAUAUAGUGGUGUUUAAAGAAUUAACUCAAUUAAAUUCCACCAUUAUCAGUUGUAUAAACACACAUGUAUACACGCACUCACCUUAUACAUACAUACGCACAUACACACACACAUACACACACACGUUAACCUACCCGUUUAAAUACAUACAUACACACACACGUUAACCUACCCAUUUACAUACAUACACACACACACGUUAACCUACCCAUUUACAUACAUACACACACACGUUAACCUACCCAUUUACACACAUUCAUACACACAUGUUAACCUACCCAUUUAUAUACAUACAUACACACACACGUUAACCUACCCAUUUAAAUACAUAUACACACACGUUAACCUACCCAUUUACAUACAUACAUACACACACACGUUAACCUACCCAUUUAUAUACAUACAUACACACGUUAACCUACCCAUUUACACACAUUCAUACACACACGUUAACCUACAGAUUUACAUACAUACAUACACACACACGUUAACCUACCCAUUUACACACAUUCAUACACACACGUUAACCUACCCAUUUACAUACAUACACACACACGUUAACCUACCCAUUUACAUACAUACACACACAUGUUAACCUACCCAUUUACACACAUUCAUACACACACACGUUAACCUACCCAUUUACACACAUUCAUACACACACGUUAACCUACCCAUUUACACACAUUCAUACACACACGUUAACCUAAACAUUUACAUACAUACAUACACACACACACACGUUAACCUACCCAUUUACAUACAUACAUACACACACACACAUUAACCUACCCAUUUACACACAUUCAUACACACACGUUAACCUACCCAUUUGCACACAUUCAUACACACAUGUUAACCUACCCAUUUACAUACAUACAUACACACACACACGUUAACCUACCCAUUUACAUACAUACACACACACACACACGUUAACCUACCCAUUUACACACAUUCAUACACACACGUUAACCUACCCAUUUACAUACAUACACACACACACACAUUAACCUACCCAUUUACAUACAUACAUACACACACACACACACACGUUAACCUACCCAUUUACAUACAUACAUACACACACACACACGUUAACAUUCAUUGAAUAAUGAAUUCAAUUCAAAAUUGUAAAAUCAGCUGUGACUAGAGCGGAGUUGGAUAAUUUCUCCAAAUCAACUAUUUUAGUUUAAAAUGUGCCAGUCAGAUUUACAUUUUCUUCAAUUUGGGAGUUUAUGGAGUAACCUGAUGUGCAUUACAUGUGUGACGUUGUUAUCUCUCAUUUAUCUUCUCAGGUUUAAACAGAAAUAUUCUGCUGUUAGAAUCCUGUCCAUUUCAAGAUUAAAAAAAUAUAUAGUUUUGUUGCUGCUGCCUGACAAACUGUGUGUGUGUGUGUGUGUGUAUAUGUGUGUGUAUAUAUAUAUAUUGCUGUUAGUAUAUAACUCUGAGAAUAUCUAGAUAUAGUUCACGUACACAAAUCUGUUACUACCUGCUUCUUCUCGGUUAGCUCUAUAUAAAACUCUCUGCUACACCCCCCACACACCCAAUUUCUCCUCUAAAACUUUGAUUACUGGUUUAUUUUAUUUAAAGAACUAACCCAUAAAUGGGUGCAUGUUAGCUUUUACUUUCUGCUUUAAUUUAAUCUCGUACCUGAUAUGAGGUAUUAAUUGAUGACCCCACUAAAUAUUGGGCAACUUUCUUAAGACAAUCAAUAUUUCGCUACUGUACUCAGUAUCAAGAUUUAGAGAUUGGCUGCCGGAAACCUGCUGAUCUUUAUUUAUUAAACAAUUAUUUUCUUGUGAUCAGAAAUUGAUUUGCGACAUUUGACAGUUUUUUUUUUUUUAGAAUUUUUCUAUAAUAAAUGUGACCCUCAAAGUCUGGCUGAAGUAUUUUGGGAUGAGGCAGUUGGACAUUAUUAUUAUUCUUUAAUUUAAAGGGCGGUUUGCGUUGUGAUUCCUGUGUCUUUAAUAAAACACAAUAUAUUGGUCCCUGUUUACAUAAGCACUAUAUAAUGGGUUAAAUUACACAGAAAUUGACAAUUCUAGAUAAAAUGUUCUAACGGUGAUAAUAUUGAAAUCCGUAGCCGUGGUUUAAUUGUGAGAGUGAUCUCGUCAUUCACCGAUAUUGAAAGGGAUGUUUCUACGGUAAGAAUCGGUUACUGGAAAUUAAUAUUAUGAUGCAGUUUAUACGGCUGCGUGACGUUUUAUUUAAUAAACUAGUGUUACAGCGUGGCGAUAUGACAAUGUCUGAAACCUUUCAGUAGACAGCACGGUGGCGUUUUUUUGUAUAAAUUAUUUACCAUGAGAGGAGUGUGUGUGACACAUACGUGUAAUGUAUUUAGUCUUCACGUUUUUUCGGGUAACCCUGUAUUCUAGUGAUACACACAUUAUAUUCAGGUUCUGAAAUGAUUCACUGACAUUUGGAAACAUUGAGAGUUGAUACAUGUGCGGUUGUUUGGAGACAUACUGCGCCUGGUCGGGGAAGGUGUUUAGUAAAUGAUUCAUGGUGAUAAAAGCGGUCAUGGUUUGAGAACUGCUAUAUGUGUAGAGACAGUCUAAUAUAUGGACUUUAGGCACUUUUUCAGAGUAUUUGGUAAUGAUUUAAGAUACGCAGGGUUGUUACAUUUAGCUGAUGUUGGCAUAUAGCAAGAGCAAAGCUGGCACGUUCACCACGCAUGGUAAUAUGGGCAAGCAUGGAGUAGAAGACACUUGGUCAUAGGUUGAGAUAGGUAGAGGUCUGUCUAUAUUGGGAGUCUGAAAUCCUAGUUAAACAUAGCAAUGGAACGUUUCAUCCUUUAAAGGUACUCUGUCAUAGGCUGACGAAGUAUUCUUAUACAGAGUAAGUUCUUGUUCAGUGGGAUACAAGUCCUAUGUUGUGAGGAUCUAGACCACAGGUUGCACAUUUCAUAAUUUGUAACUGGCCACCGUUUGUGCAUCCUGUUUUUGUGUUCCUUUCUGUUUGCGUCCAUUCAACUAGCAGCGAUCAAAGAAUGAAUCCAUCAACGUAAGGAAUAUAUAGCAGUAUUAGCUGGAUACCACGGACGGGUAUUCCCACAUUAGAAGGAAUAUAUAGCAGUAUUAGCCGGGUACCACGGACGGGUAUUCCCACAUUAGAAGGAAUAUAUAGCAGUAUUAGCUGGGUACCACGGACGGGUAUUCCCACAUUAGAAGGAAUAUAUAGCAGUAUUAGCUGGGUACCACGGACGGGUAUUCCCACAUUAGAAGGAAUAUAUAGCAGUAUUAGCCGGAUACCACGGACUGGUAUUCCCACAUUAGAAGGAAUAUAUAGCAGUAUUAGCUGGGUACCACGGACGGGUAUUCCCACAUUAGAAGGAAUAUAUAGCAGUAUUAGCUGGAUACCACGGACGGGUAUUCCCACAUUAGAAGGAAUAUAUAGCAGUAUUAGCUGGGUACCACGGACGGGUAUUCCCACAUUAGAAGGAAUAUAUAGCAGUAUUAGCUGGGUACCACGGACGGGUAUUCCCACAUUAGAAGGAAUAUAUAGCAGUAUUAGCUGGGUACCACGGACGGGUAUUCCCACAUUAGAAGGAAUAUAUAGCAGUAUUAGCUGGGUACCACGGACGGGUAUUCCCACAUUAGAAGGAAUAUAUAGCAGUAUUAACUGGGUACCACGGACGGGUAUUCCCCCGCAUUAGAAGGAAUAUAUAGCAGUAUUAGCUGGGUACCACGGACGGGUAUUCCCGCAUUAGAAGGAAUAUAUAGCAGUAUUAGCUGGAUACCACGGACGGGUAUUCCCACAUUAGAAGGAAUAUAUAACAGUAUUAGCUGGAUACCACGGAUGGGUAUUCCCACAUUAGAAGGAAUAUAUAGCAGUAUUAGCUGGGUACCACGGACGGGUAUUUCCACAUUAGAAGGAAUAUAUAACAGUAUUAGCUGGAUACCACGGACGGGUAUUUCCACAUUAGAAGGAAUAUAUAACAGUAUUAGCUGGAUACCACGGACGGGUAUUUCCACAUUAGAAGGAAUAUAUAACAGUAUUAGCUGGUACCACGGACGGGUAUUCCCACAUUAGAAGGAAUAUAUAGCGGUAUUAUUAGCUGGGUACCACGGACGGGUAUUCCCGCAUUAGAAGGAAUAUAUAGCAGUAUUAGCUGGGUACCACGGACGGGUAUUCCCGCAUUAGAAGGAAUAUAUAGCAGUAUUAGCUGGGUACCACGGACGGGUAUUCCCACAUUAGAAGGAAUAUAUAGCGGUAUUAGCUGGGUACCACGGACGGGUAUUCCCACAUUAGAAGGAAUAUAUAGCGGUAUUAUUAGCUGGGUACCACGGACGGGUAUUCCCGCAUUAGAAGGAAUAUAUAGCAGUAUUAGCUGGGUACCACGGACGGGUAUUCCCGCAUUAGAAGGAAUAUAUAGCAGUAUUAGCUGGAUACCACGGACGGGUAUUCCCACAUUAGAAGGAAUAUAUAACAGUAUUAGCUGGAUACCACGGAUGGGUAUUCCCACAUUAGAAGGAAUAUAUAGCAGUAUUAGCUGGGUACCACGGACGGGUAUUUCCACAUUAGAAGGAAUAUAUAACAGUAUUAGCUGGAUACCACGGACGGGUAUUUCCACAUUAGAAGGAAUAUAUAACAGUAUUAGCUGGAUACCACGCACGGGUAUUUCCACAUUAGAAGGAAUAUAUAACAGUAUUAGCUGGAUACCACGGACGGGUAUUCCCACAUUAGAAGGAAUAUAUAGCAGUAUUAGCUGGGUACCACGGACGGGUAUUCCCACAUUAGAAGGAAUAUAUAGCGGUAUUAGCUGGAUACCACGGACGGGUAUUCCCACAUUAGAAGGAAUAUAUAGCGGUAUUAGCUGGGUAUCACGGACGGGUAUUCCCGCAUUAGAAGGAAUAUAUAGCGGUAUUAGCUGGGUACCACGGACGGGUAUUCCCACAUUAGAAGGAAUAUAUAGCGGUAUUAGCCGGAUACCACGGACGGGUAUUCCCACAUUAGAAGGAAUAUAUAGCAGUAUUAGUUACCACGGACGGGUAUUCCCACAUUAGAAGGAAUAUAUAGCAGUAUUAGCUGGAUACCACGGACGGGUAUUCCCACAUUAGAAGGAAUAUAUAGCAGUAUUAGCUGGGUACCACGGACGGGUAUUCCCACAUUAGAAGGAAUAUAUAGCAGUAUUAGCUGGGUACCACGGACGGGUAUUCCCACAUUAGAAGGAAUAUAUAGCAGUAUUAGCCGGAUACCACGGACUGGUAUUCCCACAUUAGAAGGAAUAUAUAGCAGUAUUAGCUGGGUACCACGGACGGGUAUUCCCACAUUAGAAGGAAUAUAUAGCAGUAUUAGCUGGGUACCACGGACGGGUAUUCCCACAUUAGAAGGAAUAUAUAGCAGUAUUAGCUGGGUACCACGGACGGGUAUUCCCACAUUAGAAGGAAUAUAUAGCAGUAUUAGUUACCACGGACGGGUAUUCCCACAUUAGAAGGAAUAUAUAGCAGUAUUAGCUGGAUACCACGGACGGGUAUUCCCACAUUAGAAGGAAUAUAUAGCAGUAUUAGCUGGGUACCACGGACGGGUAUUCCCACAUUAGAAGGAAUAUAUAGCAGUAUUAGCUGGAUACCACGGACGGUAUUCCCACAUUAGAAGGAAUAUAUAGCAGUAUUAGCUUACCACGGACGGGUAUUCCCACAUUAGAAGGAAUAUAUAGCAGUAUUAGCUGGGUACCACGGUUGGGUAUUCCCAUUAGAAGGAAUAUAUAGCAGUAGCUGGAUACCGCGGUGGGUAUUCCAGAAGGAAUAUAUAGCAGUAUUAACUGGGUACCACAUUCCCUUAGAAGGAAUAUAUAGCAGUAUUAGCUGGGUACCACACGGGUAUUCCCACAUUAGAAGAAGGGCGGUAUUAGCGGGUACCGCGGACGGGUAUUCCACAUUAGAAGGAAUAUAUAGCAGUAUUAGUUACCACGGACGGGUAUUCCCACAUUAGAAGGAAUAUAUAGCAGUAUUAGCUGGAUACCACGGACGGGUAUUCCCACAUUAGAAGGAAUAUAUAGCAGUAUUAGCUGGGUACCACGGACGGGUAUUCCCACAUUAGAAGGAAUAUAUAGCAGUAUUAGCUGGGUACCACGGACGGGUAUUCCCACAUUAGAAGGAAUAUAUAGCAGUAUUAGCUGGAUACCACGGAUGGGUAUUCCCACAUUAGAAGGAAUAUAUAGCAGUAUUAGCCGGAUACCACGGACUGGUAUUCCCACAUUAGAAGGAAUAUAUAGCAGUAUGUAUCAGGUCUGAUUUCUCCCAGUACUAGUCGGGUGUGAGAGCUGAUUACUCCCGCCAUGGAAUUACUCCCCAGUACUAGUCGGGUGUGAGAGCUGAGUACUCCUGUCAUGGAAUAAUACCCCGGAGUAUUAACCCUGUUCUGAUGUGAUGACGUGGCCCGGUUGUAAUAGAGUUUAUAGGAAAAGCCUCUGUGGUUCAGAUGUUGCUCUUUAUCUUAUCGAGAUGCAGUUUAGUUCCUCAUUAUUUACAUUCUCAAAGUGUCAGGAGUGUGGCCUUUAAAUCUGAUAAAAAAAGAACAGGGUUUGUUAAACACUUCCCUUUUUACAUGAAAAUAGCACAGAGUGGCUAAUAUUUACACACAGAACCAAUGGCCACUGGAGGGAAUGCCCACUUGCCAACGUCAAGGCAGACCCCCCUAGACAGGUCCUACUCUGACCCUUCAACUUGCUUCCAUGAGCUUCUGGCAAAGAUCUCUAAUGAGACAGAGAGGAGUAUUUUUUAUAUACACCCCUAUAUACUUAUUAACCCUUAAUAGGGGACACAUGGGAUGGGAGGCUGCAUUGCAACAUAGCUGUGUGAUACAAAUAAAAAAUAAAAGUCCUGCACUCACUCCCUUCACUCCUGGGCGGCAGCAAUGACCACAGUACACAUCAGGAGUGAUGGGAGUGAGCGCAGGACUUUUCUUUUGUAUUCACUUUUUGUAUCACACAGCUAUGUUGCAAUGCAGCCGCCCAUCCCAUGUGUUCCCUAUUAAGGGUUAAUAAGUAUAUAGGGGUGUAUAUAAAAAAUACUCCUCUCUGUCUCAUUAGAGAUCUUUGCCAGAAGCUCAUGGAAGCAAGUUGAAGGGUCAGAGUAGGACCCGUCUAGGGGGGUCUGCCUUGACGUUGGCAGGCGGGCAUUCCCUUCAGUGGCCAUUGGAGUAACUAAAUAACCUCCAUUUGUUUAAAUAAACAUAAGGAUUAAGGAGAGAGCGCAGGUAACUUUUUUUUCCUUUGGUUUUUACUAUAUGUAUUAGAGCUGAUGUUUACUGUGGUCAUUGCUGCCGCCCAAUGAGCGCAUGACUUUUCUCUUUGUAUUAGUGUUUCUAUAUGUUUCUGACUGUCUGUUAGCAUUGGUUUGUGUGUGGUUUUGUACAAAUGUCAAAAUAUGGCUGUGAGUGUAUCUGACUGUGUCUGUAAGUGUUCCUAUGUUUCUCUGUCUUUUACCACUGACACUGUGUGUGUGUGUGUGUGUUUGUACAAAUGUCUAAAUAUGUCUGUUAUUAUUUGUACUAGUGCUUAUAAUGUUUUUGUGUCAAUAUUAUCUUUUUAUAACAAAACGGAAUUUUACAAAUAUUAGAGCCAGAUGUCAGUUUAGGAAUAAUAUUCAUAUUAACUUCCAUUAAACAAUAAUCAGUCAUGGUGAUCAGCUGGGCACAGGGCGGGCACACUUUACUACCUAAUGCAGACCCUACAGCCACUUACCUUCUGACCUGGAAAUGUAUCUUCAUUAACGUUGUGUCCUGCAUGAUGACACGAUAUAAUCAAUACAUUGAUACAUUGUUCCGGCCAAAUGCAAAUCACAGGACUUGAGCCUUGAAUGACAGGACAAAUACGUUAAAGUCUGAGCACAGGACGAUUUUUAAAUUAAUAAUUGCAGGACCUCUUCUAUUUUCAUGUAAGCAGUUUAGCAAAACCAAACUAAUCUAAGCAAAACUAUUUACUGUCUAAAUAAAAUAUAAUGGAUGAUGUCUAAUAGACUGUCUGUUUUUCUGCUGAGCGUAGGGCGUGUAUAAAAUAUUACAUUUUUAUAUAGUGCUUUUCAAUCCACUUACAAGUCAUCCUUGGGGACAUAGAGAUCUCUAAACGGAAUGUUGACAAUGUAGGUCAUGCUAAUUGCUGAUUAUUUUGGGAAUCUGAGGUUUAGAUCUGAUUUAACCCAUAGAGCAUUGUUACUGUAAUUUGGGGCUGAUCCAGGUGUCUGCCUGACACAGCAAGGCAUUAAAUGGGCCAGGUCUGUCGGUUUAUAAAAUGGAUUUUGUUUCCUUAACAAUUAAGUUGAUUCAAGUAUGUCUCAUCUGGCACAGAAAGUGGUGCAGUCGGCGAUGGAAAUCACAAUCGGCGAUUGAAUGUUUGUGGCGAUUGCUCAGUUGUUUUCUAACGUGUGCAUAAAAUACGAACAUACUCACCCUGUCCCGAUCAUUUGCCUUCCAACAUUAAGAAAUCUGCAUUUUAUGACUUGAAACAUGAUCUGUCCCUUUAAAUAAUGAUUUAAUAAAGCGUAGACGCUGCUAUAGAUAGAGUGGAGUUAAUGGAAAGGAAGUUAAAUUAUUAAUGGCUAUAAUGCAGAGCGCAAUGGAGGUUUUAACGUCCCAUUUUAACCUGUUCAGUGUACCCUACAUCCACUCUCUGGUACUUGGUUAACCGCACAAUAUUUUCCUGAGUCUUCGGACAGACUCCACAUCUCGUACUCUGUACAUUAACUGUAUUGCAAUUCAAAUUCAGACGAAAGAAACACAAACACGUUGAGAUAUUGGAAAAUUAACAGAUCUCGUCAGUCCUGACGUGCGUCAUUUCUAAUCCCAACAUUAUUUUACAAAAUAUCUCCUCAAAUAGAGAGUUAAACUAGGGAUAGCGUGGGGCAGAGUUUGGCAAAUAAUCGUGGAAAUGGGACCAGAUUUGGACAGUGCCAAUUUAGAUAUAUUUACCUAUUCUGCAAUGAACUCCGAUAGACUGUAAGCUCGUUUGAGCAGGGCCCUCUUCAACCAAUGGUUCCUGUAAGUUUUCUUGUAAUUGUCCUAUUUAUAGUUAAAUCCCCCCUCUCAUAAUAUUGUAAAGCGCUACGGAAUCUGUUGGCGCUAUAUAUAUGGCGAUGAUGAUGAUGAUAAUAAUAAUAACUCUCCUGGCUCCUUAAAUCCACAAUGGAAGAGGAUUCCAGCACAGGCAGAUUAACAAAAAUAGAAAUUGGGCUUAUACUGAUCAUCCAACUACCUGCGCCACAACCACGCCAUUAAAGUCAGUCUGUAUUUUAAAAGAAGAUUUAUUUUAAAAAAAAAUUUAUUUCUCUACUGCACCCCCUAAAAGGCCCCUUCUAGAUAAGGGGCUGCAUAUUUAUUGUUAUUCCAUUAUUAUUAAUAUAUGUUCUAUAGCACUCUCUAUGGGGUGGUGCAGCAUGAUGGGAUUCUGACAUAAGCAGUGGAGGUGUACAAGAAAUACAAACUGAUUUGUUUGCUAAACCAGGAAAUACGACAACUGAAAAGAUAAUUAAUUACACAUUUUGGCCCAAAACAGCAAUCUUAGAACAUUCUCUCCAUUUUAUGUUUUAGUGAAUAAACCAGGAAGUGAUUUUAAGGAACUAUUCGUGAUCUAGACUGACAGUAUUACUGUACAUAAUUGGCAGCAAGUUGGAUCUUAUUUCCUCUGAGCAAUUUCUGUUUAGGAGAAUAUUUGUAUGAAAUAUCUGAAAUAAACAAAAAAAGUCAAUUUGUGACAUAUUUUUAAGAUCUGAAAACUUAAAUAUAUGUGAAUUGCUGUAUUUCUAUAUCACUGUUACUGCUUCCACUGGAAGGCUAUUCUAGGUAUCUACUACCCUUUCUAUAUCACUGUUACUGCUCCCACUGGAAGGCUAUUCCAGGCAUCUACUACCCUUUCUAUAUCACUGUUACUGCUCCCACUGGAAGGCUAUUCCAGGUAUCUACUACCCUUUCUAUAUCACUGUUACUGCUCCCACUGGAAGGCUAUUCCAGGUAUCUACUACCCUUUCUAUAUCACUGUUACUGCUCCCACUGGAAGGCUAUCCCAGGUAUCUACUACCCUCUCUAUAUCACUGUUACUGCUCCCACUGGAAGGCUAUUCCAGGUAUCUACUACCCUUUCUAUAUCACUGUUACUGCUCCCACUGGAAGGCUAUUCUAUGUAUCUAGUACCAUCUCUGCAUCUUUGACACUUCUUUAUUGUUUUUUAUCUCAUUCCUUUUUCAUAUUUCCGUUCUAUAUUUGUAAAGGGCUGCUGCAUAUGUUGGAGCUAUAUAGAUAAUAAUUCCUUGUUGAGUGGUCAAUGAUUUUCUUGAAGCUUAGAAAUAGCCGGAUGCCAAGUUCUGUUAGAGAUUGCCAGUGAGUGUCAUACGGGGCCGUAUUUACCAUCUUUUGUGAGCAGAUUAUGGUUAAAUAGGAGAUAAAGUUACUAUUUGUAUAAAAUGAAAUCAAUGCAUCGAGAACGAUUUUACUAGCGCAAUGUGGAGGUGAAACGUCCACCGCUACAACAGGAUAUUUUAUUCUAACCUUGCUGGACAGGAGCAUUGUGCUUGAAACAUUGCUGAACUUGCUUCCAGCCCUGUGUUUAACCCCUUAAGGACCAAACUUCUGGAAUAAAAGGGAAUCAUGACAUGUCACACAUGUCAUGUGUCCUUAAGGGGUUAAACAUUUUGUUCUGUUUUUUUUUUAUUCUGCUUAACACAGUUUCUUAUUCUGUAUUUUGUUUGGGUAACUUGUCUAAAUCAUACCCGCUUUGCUUUCUUUUUUUUUUAUCCAAAUUGAAAAUAAACUGUAUUUUUGCAGUGAAAUUAAUGAUUGUAUUUAGAUAUGGUGCAUAAAAAGCCCAAAAUAUCCUAUCCAACUUCUGAUUCUGCAUUUUUUAUUACGCCAUGCGCAGCAGAGGAAGUUGCAUCUCACAAAGCUAUUUCAGUAAUGAUGUCGCCACCUCCUGAGAAUUUUGGCAGAUAGCUUCUUAUUGCAGACAUUGCGCUGUUACUAUUUCUCUGACACUGUGAUGUAAGAAUAUAGCUUUAUUGAACGCUUUGUGAUAAAUAAAUGGGCUACCGAGGGAUUUAUUCACUAAACUCUGAAUGGUGGCAAAUAUAUACUAAAUUAACUGAUCUGUAACCACUUGUCCAAGCAGCUAUAGUUACAGUUUUGCAUGUUUAACACUAAAUGUUGCCAUUUUCAAUUCAAUUCCCCACAAUUUGAAGUUUAGUGAAUAAACGUUAGUGUGACAAGAUAAAUGUGCCCGACAGAAAAAUGAAAGAUGCCUAUUAGAACUCAUAAUGCGUCAUUAUGUAGAGUUUGAUCUGUGCACAUUAAAUCGAUAAGAUGUUUAUCAGUGAAAGUGCGUGUCGGGCCGCUGGUUGUAAUAUAGUUACAUAGUAUAUAGUUACAUAGUUAUAUAGGCUGAAAAGAGACUUGUGUCCAUCAAGUUCAGCCUUCCUCACACUUGUUUUUUGCUGUUAAUCCAAAAGAAGGCGCACCCCCCACCCCCCAGUUUGAAGCACUUACAAUUUUGCCACAAACUAGGAAAAUAAUUCUUUCUUGACCCCAGAAUGGCAGUCAGAUUUAUCCUUGGAUCAAGAAGCUAUUACCCUACAUUGAAAGAUUAUAUCCUUGAAUAUUCUGUUUUUGCAAGUAUGCAUCUAGUAGCUGAUUGAACAUCUGUAUGGACUCUGAUAAAACCACUUCUUCAGGCAGAGAAUUCCACAUCCUGAUUGUUCUUACAGUAAAAAAAACCUUUCCUUUGCCUUAGACAAAAUCUUCUUUCUUCCAGUCUAAACGCAUGGCCUCGUAUCCUAUGUAAAGUCCGGUUUGUGAAUAGAUUUCCACACAAUGGUUUGUAUUGGCCCCGAAUAUAUUUGUAUAAUGUUAUCAUAUCCCCUCUCAGGCAACAUGUUUCUAAACUAAAGAGGUUUAAAUUUGUUAACCUUUCUUCAUGGCUGAUAUAGCUAAAGAGGAACUUCGGAGGUAAAGCAUAUUUUAACUUCUAACCGAAAAUAUGCAAUUUUUGCUUUUUCCCGUUUGUUUUGGAUUUAAAUAAUUUGUAAGGGAUGCCAGUUUGGCCAACACAAAGCUAAUUCAAAUAGCCCAUGAUUCCCUGUGCGUUGCCCACUAAUCCUCAUGCGUCUGCAAGGAAUGGUGGGAAGUUGAUGCCUAUAGGGUGUAGUCUUCAGAUUCUAAACUCGUUUGGACAGGGACCGCUUUAUCAAAUGUACCAGCAUGUCAUAUGUGUCUUGUUAUAAUGAAACGUUUGUCUUGUUUUCUGAUGUACAGCGCUGUGGAACAUGUUGGCACUCUAUAAAUACUGGUAACUGUCUGGUUGGAGAUACAUGAGUAUGGCUUCCUAUGAUUAUAUGGCGAGCAUUGUGGGGGGGGCACAGUUAGUCUCUGACCCAUUGUGGGGGGUCACUGAUUGUCUCAGAUCCAUUGUUGGGGAUACGUGGGUCACUAGUUGUCUCUGACCGGUGUAGAUUUCUGACUACAAAGUGUAGAGGUAUAAACUGGAAUCCCUCAUCAUUCAACCACUUAUACCCCUGGCAUAGUUUACGCUGCAGGGAGGUCCCCAGUUUCUCUGUCUGUACAUUUCACUACAAAUAAAGAUAUUUUGAGAACCCAGCAAAGUGCCCAGCCCCACUAUGUGACAUAAUUCAAGCCAUUAGUGUGAUCUCCACGGGAGAGUCCACAGAGCCACUUUAUGGCCGCCAGUCACAUAUAUCAGCUAAAAAAAAGUGCUAUAUCUUCUGUUAGUUUGUCACUAGUCUGUAUCUGAAAUACGGAACAGGAGUGAAGAUAUCAAUGGCUGCUUUACACGGGGGUUGAAGGUAGUAAUGGUAUGAGUGUUACAUUGCUCACUAAGUAUUGCUUAAGGGAAACAUGGACCAAGAUGCAGCUAUUUGGGUGGCCAAAGCAUAAUGAUGUGGAAGUUCAGAUUCUAAACUUAGCACCAUACAGGUUCAGGGAAAACCUGAGAGAACUCGGAAAUCUGUAUAUUAUGUUAUGUCUCACCUAUAUCAUCUUACAGAUCCCUACGCGUUUCCCCCAUAUUCCCCGAGCAAUCCCCACCAGCUGUGAAAUUACGCCAAGGUCAGAUCACACUCAAAGUGUCCAUAUUUCCUAAACUCACCCUAAAGCAAACACUGUCAUAUCCUAAGAAAACAUUUUAUUAUAAAUAUACAACAUCCUACAGAAACCUUCAACGUAAAAAUACAUCUAAUAAAAACCAUCUAUAUAGAAAUAUCAAAUAUAUUAUAAAAACCAUCUAUAUAGAAAUAUCAAAUAUAUUAUAAAAGACAUCUAUAUAGAAAUAUUAAAUAUAUAUGUAGAAAUAUGAAAUAUUGUUAAAUCCUUUUGGCGCAUUGUGUGAAGAUGAGCAAUCUGUGAUAAUUAAUUUCCCAUAUUUGGGGCCCGGUGCAGGUAACUGUAAUAUUCAGAUGGGAGGGUUGGCUGCACCCUGGUAAAUCCCCCACUUCCCCCCCCGACUGCGCAGGCACCACAAGGAAGGGACGGAAUGAUGUACUUGGAGCAGGAGGUGAAUGGCGAAUCUCACCUUAAAGGCUGCCUUUUGAUUACUUUGAUUGUAAAGAAUCAAGUUUCACUAAAUAUGUCUUGAUCUCUGUAGAAAUGAUGCAGCGCAGCCCGAAUCUCUCCUAACUAUGUCAAAUGUUCCCUUCUAGCUCCACUAAUCUAGCUGUGCCAACACACCCCUCUAUCACCCACGCCUCCCCUCUAUCACCCACGCCUCCCCUCUAUCACCCACGCCUCCCCUCUAUCACUCACGCCCCCCUCUAUCACUCACGCCCCUGUGGCGAAAGUAACCUCGCCACUGGUUUUUGGAGGGGCCUGUUUGCCAGCCUCCUGCCCUGCGACUAUGGCCCUGGGAUGUAUUGCCCUUCUAGGAACUGAUUUGGGCAUACUUGAUGCUUAUAUUGCUGUUUCUGGCCCUUUAAUUCCCAUUGAAAGGAUUUGUACUUUUAAACUGGCACUUGGGAUGCAGUCGAAGUGCCGAAGUCGUUGAAGUGGCCGCCAUUCGAAUACCGAACACGUGGCGGCGGCCAUUUUAACUCAUUCGAACGCGGUCAGCGGUGUGUGCAGCCAAAUCUAUGGAACUGUUUUCGGCUACCCAAUUGCACGAACACCACUGACCCGUAAAUUCUACUCUACUUCGACACUGCGGCUGGAGACUAAGUCCCGUUCGAAGAUUUGAACGCUCAUUCGAAUGGGACUUAGUUAUUUUCUCGGUGUAAAAUAGACCGACCGCACAGCCCAAAUCCAUGGAACUGUUUUGGGCAUGAAAAUGUGGUCAAAAGUGACUUAUACCUAUCUCCCGAAUGGCUGAACGGAAUGUUUGUAUUUGUAAUGUACUGAUUAAUAAUAUAUGUUUAUUAAUAUUGGAUGUAUAGUUUUAGAGUUAUGAAAGUUGGGUAAAAACUAUGUUUUAAAUUGUACGGAUAAUUGUUACCUCUCAGGCUAAGGGGAGGAGAUGUGUGGGAUGUAACCAUUGUGUGAUUGGGUAUUGUAUAAUUGUCUGUGGGUGUCUCUCUUGCAUGGGAGAAUUGCAUAAAAGCAGAGUGUGUGUCAUUAAACCUCAGUUCUUCUUCACCCUCAAUCUAGAGUCCUGUCUCUUAUUGGGGGAAUUGCUAUAUCACUACAAGGGAUUGCUAUGCUCUGCAUGCUCCCUUGGAUAAUCACUGCUAAGCUCUUUUAAGAGCUUGUUCUUGCUUCACUCUCUUGGAGGAGAGGUUCACCCACUGGAACCUGGAGCCUUGUCGUAGGUCCAGGGUGGGUAGGAGACGGCGAGACCCCAACCAAGCUGCGGCAGUGCGUGGUCUGCGGUGGUUGUGGUGUCUGCGGAGCGCUUGGAGCCCUCUGUAAACGCUAGGAGCAUCCUUCAAUGGAGGUACUCAGUCGGGGUGCCAGGUGAUCCGUUACAGCCCCCCUCUAUCACCCAUGCACCCCUCUAUCACCCAUGCACCCCUCUAUCACCCAUGCACCCCUCUAUCACCCAUGCACCCCUCUAUCACCCACGCACCCCUCUAUCACCCACGCACCCCUCUUUUACUCACACACCCUCUAUCACCCACGCCCCCCUCUAUCACCCACGUAUCCCUCUCUUACCCACACCCUCCUGCCAAGCCCAUGUAUCCCUCUUUUACCCAUGUUCCCCUCUCUUACCCACACACCCCUGUCAAUCCCAUGUUCCCCUCUCUUAUUCACGCACCCCUCUUUUGCCCAUGCACCCGUCUCUUACUCAUGCACCUCUGCCUUGCUCACAUACCCCUGCCUUGUGCACGCACCUCUCACAUAAAACAUUGCUGUUUAGACAUUUAUGGAAAAUGUUCGGUGUCACUGCCAUAGAAAGGAACAUCUGACGUAGUUUAUAAUGAGUUUCUGUCUUACUUUUAUUUACUAUUUAUUUAAUUAUUUGCACUUAUUUAUUUAACAUAAAUAAUAUCUCCAACAUUUCCAAAAUAACCGUAUUAUAGAAACCAAUUCACCCUGAGUGUGCAGGCUGCGCGUAUUCCCAGAUAAUUCUGGUUUUUGUAUUAGAAUUGUGGGUUCAUGCUAGAAUUUAUGCAUUAUUCUUGGCGGAUAGUUUGGGAGGAACUGAUAACUGUUCUAGUUUAAUAGUGACCUUUAUCAGUACAUUCAGUUCCCCAUCGAAAAGAAGGAAGUGAUUGUUUUACAUAAUAUGAACAAGGAAAACCAUAGACUUCUACUGGUGCCCAAAUACAGGAACCGCAUAAAUCUCAUAGAAAUGUUAACCAUAUAAACACCUAUCUAGGAGGGACAGUCCCUAUAUUUUGCCCAAAUCCCUCUGUCCCUCUUUUUUCACCUUAGAGUCCCCCUUUUCUAUGAGCUCCAUAUUGUUGGUGUCUGAGUGUAUAACAGAGCUCCACAGCAAUAAUACUUUCAGUAAUGUGUCUGAGUGUAUAACAGAGCUCCACGGCAAUAAUACUCCCAGUAAUGUGUCUGAGAGUUCUUUGAAACCGCAGUGGCAGAGCAGACAGCCCCCUGGGUGGAAGACGGUAACCUGUGUGGGCACAAUUCAUAUCAAAGAAAGGGCACGUUUACUGUCUGUGCAAGCUGUGCCGUCUAUCUUACAGUGUGUUUUAUACAUCGGCGUGAGCAGAAAAUGAGCCAAUUGUGGAUUAACGCAAGAGUUUCCAUGUAAAGGCUGAUUGUCUUAUCUUAGCCAUCGAUAGUGAGUAAUGAACUUAAUAUAAUAUUCUAUGCAGACUGUGCCCGGACACUCUAAUAUUCUAUACAGACUGCGCCCCGAGACACUCUAAUAUUCUAUGCAGACUGAGCCCAGACACUCUAAUAUUCUAUGCAGACUGAGCCCGGACACUCUAAUAUUCUAUGCAGACUGAGCCCAGACACUCUAAUAUUCUAUACAGACUGUGCCCGGACACUCUAAUAUUCUAUGCAGACUGUGCCCGGACACUCUAAUAUUCUAUGCAGACUGUGCCCGGACACUCUAAUAUUCUAUGCAGACUGUGCCCGGACACUCUAAUAUUCUAUACAGACUGCGCCCCGAGACACUGUAAUAUUCUGUGCAGAAUGUGCCCAGACACUCUAAUAUUCUAUACAGACUGCACCCCGGGAUAUAUCAAUGCUCUAAUAUUCUAUAUAGACUGCACCACGGAACAUGACAACGCUCUAAUAUUCUAUACAGACUGCACCACGGAACAUGACAACGCUCUAAUAUUCUAUACAGACUGCACCACGGAACAUGACAACACUUUAAUAUUCUAUACAGACUGCACCACGGAACAUGACAACGCUUUAAUAUUCUAUACAGACUGCACCACGGAACAUGACAACGCUUUAAUAUUCUAUACAGACUGCACCACGGAACAUGACAACGCUUUAAUAUUCUAUACAGACUGCACCACGGAACAUGACAACGCUUUAAUAUUCUAUACAGACUGCACCACGGAACAUGACAACGCUUUAAUAUUCUAUACAGACUGCACCCCGGGACAUGACAAAGCUUCAAUAUUCUAUACACGCUCUGAUACUGAUUUUGAGGAAUAAAUAAUUAAUUAUUCUAUGAAUAUCCUACAGACAGUCCUGACAUAUCAUGGCAUGACACAUGUAUGAAGUACAUUUUCUGGCAUAACACAUGUAUGAUGUACAUAUCCUGGCAUGACACAUGUAUGAUGUACAUAUCCUGGCAUGACACAUGUAUGAUCUACAUAUCCUGGCAUUAUACAUGUACAGUGUGGGGAAAAGGUAUUUGAUCCCCUUCUGAUUUUGAACGUUUGCACACUGACAAAGAAAUAAUCAGUCUAUAAUUUUAAUGGUAGGUGUAUUUUAACAGUGAGAGACAGAAUAACAAAAAAAUAAACAAAAAAGUUAUAAAUUGAUUUGCAUUUCAAUGCAUUUUUCUGGAAAAAAAUUUUUUUUUGUUAUUCUGUUUCUCACUGUUAAAAUAGACCUACCAUUAAAAUUAUAGACUGAUCAUUUGUUUGUCAGUGGGCAACCUUUCAAAAUCAGCAGGGGAUCAAAUACUUUUUUGAAGUACAUAUCCUGGCAUGGUUCUCAGUCAUACAAACAGCUAUAUCAAUGCAUGCAGUUCCAAGGGUAGUGUGGUGUUGGUGUGAUGGAUGUCAUAGGAUUGGCGGUGAGGCAGUCGCCUAAUCUGACCUGAUGGCGGGCCGCUCGGAAUGAAAAGACAUGGAAAUCCUGAGAACUCACUGCUUUGCUAAUAAUUAUUCUAUUUAAAAAAACAAUUAUUCACAAUAACAUUGCUAAAAUUGUUCGCUAAUAAUAAUAUGAGCAUGUUCAUUCUCUUUAUACACCAAAGCUCACCAAUAAAACAAGACAAUCAUUCAUUGAGCAGAGCUCUGGCCAAGUUUCCGCUCCGGCCUUUUAUCGCAGAUUCUUUUGCAGCAAGUUGCAAUAUUGUAAGAUACAAACGUUGGGAUAAAGGGCUUUUAUACACAAGAUAAUCAAAGCAGGAAACCGUUCAAAAAUUUAUAAACAAAAGCAUUCUUUCAUGGUGGGAAUAGCUGCUAGCACCGUGUCCGAGCAGCACAAUAUGUUUACAGACAGGAGCACAGACCCAAAUAGCGAAUAUCACUUUCUUAAAUACGGUAAGAGAAACUGGGAGACCUGUUGAUGUAAGGAAAUCAUUUUUAUUGGAGCAAAAUGGUUAAAUCAUUAUUUAUGCACAGCUAGCAGAACACAAGUUCAAUUCAUGAAAAUUGACAAACAGAAACCGAUCCUUCAAACAUCUAUCCCAAAAUUGGACUUGGAUCUGCAACUGAUUAAAAUGUAUGAUUCAUUAAAUAGUGAAAUGUAUUGAAUUUCUAAAUCUAGGACCAAAUAUCCGCGUUGGAGAAGAUUUGCAUGUUUAGAGUAUAGACGCUUAUUUUUGAUUCUAGAUCUUCGAGAGAACUUUCUAAAUUCCGCAAACAAAAUGUAAAAAACCAACCAAAGGAAUCUCCCCGAAACCAUGAGCACAGAAGUGGGUGUAGUUUGGGGAGCCCCACGCCCUAUACCACACGGCUUCUCUUCAUGUAAGGAAGGAGUUAUUGUGCCGACGAUCACUGUGUUUCUCAGCACCAACAAGAAAAACAUUUUUAAAAUUUAUUUUCCAUUCGUUCGAACCACAUCAAAGAAACCGUUUUCUUUCCUAAGAGACAGAUCAGAAAAAAAAAUCAAAAACAGAUGUAAAUCGAAACUGUUUCAAGCUAAUCAACUUUUUCAUUUACUUUUACAAUUAUUGUCAAACCACUGAGGAAAAGUCUUAAUUUUAGUUUCCUUGUAUCGAGAUUAUUAUCUCUCUGACAUUUAACCUGCAGCUGUAGGAGAGAUAAUGCGUUAUGUGUAGCCAACAGCUCUGUUCCUAUUAAUUUAGGGCUACUCACUAAACUAAACCAUGACCUGUCUGAAAUUUCAAAGCAAAAUACUAACGUAAGUCAGAAACAGCUGAGCUAAAAAUAUUACUGAGAAUUGUUCCUGUGCGGGUUUUUUGGCCUAUAAUUUGACAUACAAUGGUGACUUCUCGACUAUUAAAAACAAAGGGGUUUUAUUCGCGAAACAUAGUUCAGACAGCUAUGAAUAUACAGCAGAGUUGAAGAUUUUUCCUAAAUCAGCACUUUUUGCCAACAUUUUGCAAUUUAGUUUCAGUGAAUAAUCCUGAUGUUUUGAAAACAGAAGCUCGGACGCUGUGAAUCCAUGAUGUUGCGACAUACUAAAAAUUCUACAAGCAGCAAAGUAAGUGAAACCGUAAAAACUGACUGGACGGUUUCAUGAUUGUGAAAUGCGGUGACAUUUCUGUGAAUAUCGCUGAUUGCAAACACUGGAAAAAAACUGGUUGCUAUUUUUUUGUUUUGUUUAUACGAUUUUUAUUGUAGGUCAAAAGCUAUACAGAAAAUGACACUGCAAUAGUGUUGAAUUGCAUCAUUUGAAAAAAAGUUUCCAAACAUUUCUGCUUCCAACCUAAAAAUAGUUUUCUAAACAAGGGCCGUUUACAUAUUAAAAAUACAAAUAGCAAGUGAGACGCUUUAAAACGGCAAACGUUUUCUUGUAACAGAGUAAAGCUUCCUCCUUCCUGUCCCUUUCAGUGACAUUAUGCAAUAAACAGACGUGGCCCUGUAAUUAGCAAUAUUUUAUACACGUAUUAGCUGUUUAUUCACAAAGCUGUGAUUUGGGAUGAAAUACACGAUUUAGACCAAAAGAAAAAAGCCUUUAGCAGUUAUUUGUCCAUUAUCAAGGAAAUUGUUAAUUUUGGACCAAAAUAGCCAAACUGGUGGAAUAUGGUUUUUAAUAAAGCAAGAAUUGCAGAAAUUCAACAUGGAUUUGGAAUUUAAGGCUGAACUGGGACCAGAUCUGUUUGGAGAAUUGUUCCACUUUCUUUGUUUUUGGCCUAAUUUAAAAUUCAUUUUGACUUCUUAAUAAUUCUCAAUUUAGUGACUAACCCUGUAAAUGUUUCGCACAGCAAUGUCACCCUAAACCUGAUUCUUGCUGUUAGAUUCCUGACAAAUCACAGUUUAGCAAAUCACGUUGUUUUGUGAAUAAGCCCCCUUUGUGUUAUAUUUUCUGGGGUUUAGUAUAUAAAACCAUAGCUCUCGUUCUACCGAGGAUAACCCGUCACAGAGAGAGAAACCUUUAGGGACUGUAAAACCGUUCUCCGCACUAUGUACUAUUCCGCUGGGAGAAGAGAUGUGUAGUUGGUAAUUAUGGGCGCGUUAAAGGUCCUAACAGGCCAACUUCUGAAAAGGAAAGGGUUGGAUUAUUUUUUUAUUUUUUUUUGUAUUAUUUAAACCAGGGUGUAUAAAAGGUAGAUCUCCAGGUGUUUCAAAACUACAACUGCUAUGAUGCUUUGUUAUGCUAAAGGUCUUCUAAGGACUUGCAAAGCAACAUGGGAGUUGUUCUAUAACAUCUGGGGAUCUACCUUUUGGACACCCCUGAUAUAGACUGACAGACUGAAUACAGACAGAAUGAGCACAGUUUGGACCUCACAAGCUUCUUUAAAAUCUGAGAAGUUAUCUGUUGCCCAUGCGGUGGUAAAGAGGGGUGCUGCACCCUAAAUAUGCAUGACUUGGCAUGUUUUCCUGGAAGCACACAUACUGGUACUAAUAUCCCUUUCAUAAUAUUGUACUUUGAAUGGAAGGAGUAUUCAAUCAAUACCAGGGAUCGUGUUGCAGGGAAUUGAUUCAAUGAUUUCAAUAUGAGCCUGUCCCAGUCCGAUCAAGAGCAAUGCUGUUAUAUUACAAUAGCUCCCAGCAUGUAACAAGCUGCUCAGGUUAAAAUCUGAAACAAAUUACAUUUGCAGAACAGGAAUUAAGAAGCACAAUGGCUUCUCACAUGUCACGUACGUUUAACUCAUAAUGUAUAUAUUACAUACAGUAUACAGGGUUUAUUUCACAAGGGUAUAAAACAUUUUAACUCCAAAUAGUGCAGUUGGAGAAUUCUUCCAAUUUAACUGUUUUCACCUACAAAUUGUAAUUGCCUUCUCAAUUCACCACAAUUACCAUUUAUCUAAUUUAUUGAAUCCUGAUUUAAUUAUUUCUUUAACCCCAGCCGAUCCUCCAUUAGCCGAACGUCUCCCUCAGCCGAACAUCACCCUGGCCGAUCCUCCAUCAGCCAAUCCUCUCCCUCAGCCGAUUCUCACCCGAUCCUCUCCCUCAGCUGAACAUCACCCCAGCUGACCCUCACCCGAUCCUCUCCCUCAGCCGAACAUCACCCCAGCCGAUCCUCUCCCUCAGCCGAUCCUCACCCCAUGAAGUGAAUAGCACAGUGAGGACAAGGGACCAGGAUCCGCAUCCUUUACACAAACUGCAACAAAAAAUCACUAUUUAAACUGGCCCAAGUCUAUGAGCAGUGCAGACUGGCCUUAAAGACCAGUCUGAUUAAAACUGAGGCACCCACUGACUGUCCCCUGCUUGGUAUUGCUGAAAAGGAAUUUAAAUAUUGAUUUUUGCCAUGUUUGGCUGCAUUGACAGACUGAUAUUGCUGAAAUAGACCCAUUAGCUAUGGGCGAACAGGGAGCUAGGUGGCAGCUACCUUGGUGUAAUCACCUGAGGGUCCCGUCACUUCCUGGUUCCCUUUAAUGUGAUGUCAUGUUUUCUUAAAAUGUAAUUUGCAGUGGUUAUGGUACGGAGACUUAACCAGUUCAUCAAACAGAAACCUAUCUGUCUCUGCGCUGUACCCCUUCCCUACUGCAGCCAUGUUGCAGUCUUUAUAUCCGCUGAAUUCCUAUAUCUCCCUGCAGUGCCUGGGGCCCUUAUCGAUGGCUCCGGACUCCCAGACACCAGGCCAGGAUUGCAAUUUGAAUACUGAAGUAAUAAGAUGAACCCCAAGGCCAGUGUCUGUAUAUUUACCUCAUUACGGCAUAGAAAGUGCGCCUCACAUACACUGUGGGUGCUUUUCUUAUCACAAAUGGUCAGGAAGAAAAGCUUUAAAUUGACAUUUUUCAUUAUGUCAAAUAUAAUAUGGCCAGUUUAUUGGGUUCUGUGACAGGUCUGUGAGUAGGCCUAGGGUUUGCACAAAUUUAAACCACAAACCAUCUCGAAAUGUAGAAAAUUACUCAUCUCCCCUCCCUCCUGCAGCUGAUUGUAUACCCUCCCCCACCCUGUCUAGUGCUUAGCACAGAAAGGGUUAACGUUCACAGACUGAAAUAGCGGUUACGGCUUAUACGGCGUGAAUCAAUGGAUGAGCCCUAAGUUUUUUUUUGUCAGUCUGCAUUUGGCUGUGAAUUAUUUAUUAAGCUGAAAGUUCUGUAUGUUUUAAAGCUCUGGGCAGAUUUCGGUUGAAAAACACCUUUCACAGUAAUAUCUCAUCUACCCGGCCGCCAUUGGAACCUGCGCAAAUGGCCAUAAAUAGCAAAUAAUAUUUAAAUUCAUGUUGAAGCUGCAUAAACACAUUCACUUAUCAUGCACAAAAAAGUGUGUGUGUGUGUGUGUGUGUGUGUGUGUAUAUAUAUAUAUAUAUAAUAAAGUGUUUGUGUAUAGCUGCAAAUGACUGGCGUCAGAUAUAUUGUGGUAAAUUGGCUCACGAGGCAUGGCAGAUUAACAGACAUGAAAUGAGGACUCUGGAAAAAGAUGGCCCCAUAGCUUUCAUUUCACCCAGGAGUCGGACGGACCCUUUCUAGCAGCCCGGAGAAGCAGUGCAUUCUGGGGAGCCUUCCCCAUUUACAGCUGACACAUAUACCAUAGCCAUAAGUGUGAAUGUUCUGUCACUAAUGUGUAAAUUAAUCCCGAACGCAUCGCUCCGUCCGUGUGACAGAAUAAAUUAAACCCCAUCACUGCCCCUCAUGACUCCUAAUACUCUUGUCCGUCAUCAGAAGAACUUCUGUUACUUUCAAUAACGUUACUUUACUAAUAAUCUAUUAUAAGUUCUGAUAUUGCGCUUCCUUUGCGCCGCACUGUGCAGGGAAAUAGGGAGUCAGCCGUGUGAUUCUAUUACAGCAAUUUAAUAUAAAGAGCAAUAUUUACCAAACUCGGAACUGACCGUAAAAUGCCAAGUCGUAGAAGUAAGUUUAGUAAAUAGCCAAAAUAUCAUCAUUUUUAGUCACGUUCCGAAGAAAAUCUGGAGAAUUUUCUUGAUGAUGUUUAUUAUUUUUGUAAAGUUUAUUGGCUGUAAAAUUUCAUCCAAAUAGUAAAAUUGGGAUAUUUUGAAAACACCGAACUGCCUGUAAAUUGGCAGAUGUAGUGAUAAUCUUGAGAAAUAUAAAUCAGUCUAUGAUUGUCUAAAAACUGGAAUUAAAUAAAGAGCCAUUCAAAUCUAAUGAAUGCACACUAACAAUCCGUACUGCUGACCUUAAACUGAAUAGACCGGGUGAUGGUUAGGGAUUUAACCCUCGGUGUGUAUGGAUCAGAAUAAUAUGCAUCAUUUAACCCUUACAUUGCUCAAUAUCACCUUUCAGGAGCCAUCAGUCAAUCAUUUAUCCAACUGUUUCACUGGGAGAUAGUGAACAAACUCGAAAUCCUUUAUUCAUUAUCCACAGUCUCUGCUUUAGUAAAAAAAAAAACACUGAUGAGUUAGGCAAAGAAAGAAAUUGUGAUUUAUUAAUAAUAAAAAAAAAUCUUCAAUUAAACUGGCUCCGUGAAUGUAUAUGUGCAAUUAUUCCAAUUGUAAUUUAACAGGAAAGCCUUUGCUAAAACGAUUGUCUUAAAGAGGGCUGAAACUCAACGUUUUGUUUGUGACUGUUCCCUCGAAGAAAACGGACGGCGCUCGCUUACUUCCUAUAAUUCUGUGCCCCAGUUUCCCAUUGCGGUCCAUUCUCUGGAUUUGGCGAGUGGAGCUGUAUGUAUGCAAGGAACCAUGUCAAUUAGCGCUCAUUAGCCUGGACUGAUCUUCUAGGCGGUUUGAUGAACAGUCUCUACCUAGACCGUGUGGCUGCAUGUAGCAUCUGCUGGGCUAAAUAAAAAUAAAUUGUCACGGCACAUGUCACAGUUCCUCUCUAAGCCCCUGCCAGUAAUUCUAACAUAAGCUUUUUGCUGCAAAUAACUCGAUUUGUUUUAGAAUCCUUUCCACUGCCAGAAAAUGAGUCAAAAUAAUUUGACAGCAGACACACGUGUAACAGCUUGAAUGGCAAUAUGUCUGUACUGGGGAAAAUCAUCUUCCCGCUACAACGUUUGAGAACAAAAGACAACUCACUGCUAUUCCUGCACAGAAAGAUGGUGACAGUGACACAGGAACAACAAACGUCGGUAGCCCUGAAUAAGGAAUUGGGGCAUUGGACCCUUCAGCUCAUUCACUAAAACAACACAACGUGGGGCCAGGAUUGAGAGCCUUCGGCCACUUCCCGUUUCAGAGAAGCUGUAAAUUUAGAGCAAAUGAGGAACAGUCAGAGUUGAGAGAGUUUAUUUUCUACAUGAAAUAAAUUAAGUAAAUAAUUCAUAAAAUGGAUGUUCAUCAAAGUAAUCACUGUCAGAAUGUCUCCAUGUGACCUGCUCGGUUGCUCCCUAUAUUAGGGGUACAAGUGAUGUAAGCAGAGUAUUCUAGGGGGUCAACCUUAAGUAACUCUUUAAAACGUGUGUUUACAUAUUUAUUUGCUUUUAAGAUCUUGUUUCCAAGAUUGUUAUCAGGAGGGCCCUGACUUGGUUCAGGCCUACCAAUCAGCCCCCAAUUUGAGUAAUAUCAUAGAGUGUGCACUACAAUAAUGUGCAAUCAUAAUUAAUACUUUAUAUCACGUUAAUAAAGGAUUAGUGCAUCAGGAAUAUCACGCUGUGUCAUACUGUUUCUUUGAAACAAAACGCCAUCAAACACUGUCCUGUAUGUAUUGUCACAGCUGCCUGUUACAGCCGUGGAUGCCACCUUAAACGCAGUAAUGUUAUAUGGCAGUCAUGGUUGUUUUUAUACAAUAACCUUAUGUAAUGGGGCACAUGAAAAUACAGGGCAUUAAUUAAUACUCAGCUGAAGUCAAGUAUUUAGAGAGCAUGCUAAUUAAUGUCACAUUGUGCAAUGGGCCACAUAGCAUGUGCCACUGGAUACAAGGUAACAUUACCCAAUUUAAACUAUGUUUAUAAACCUGUCAGAUGUGUAUUCACUAAACACAGCACACAGGGUCUGCAGUCAUCAUGCACCAUCCGCGAAGUUCGAGUUUUAUUGACCCCUGGGGUCAGUAGCCGCGGUCACCCUUGUCUAGUGCCUUACGGGUGACUGCUACACAACGAUGGCGGCGACUUUCAAAGGCGAUUUCUCGUUAGGGAUGGCAAGAAAUAAAUGUCACAUUUUAUUUUACUGACUGUUUUACGCUUUCAAUUUCCAUUGUGUGGGAGGUAAAGUGGUCACAUAGUGGUUUUAAAGGUGCAGUCUUAAAAAAAAGAAAUAGGAACAAAGUCUGUUAUUCGGUUUCUAGGGUGGGAACUUUGCAUUAACCAUUUGAAUGGUUAGAAGGGUUAGAAUUCAACACACAUUUAUAAGGAUUCCAAUGAGAAAGCGGAUGUUUAGACAUUAAUUUAAACAAAUAUUUUUUAUAAAUUUAAUAAAUCCCAGCAAUAUACAUGGUUUAUCUAUCAAAUGUAAAAUUACCUGCUUACACUUUUAUUCAUGUGCAUGUGAGAUUGCCUAUUUGUAAAAGUGCAUGUAUGUGAGAGUGCGUGUGUAUAUGAGAGUGUGUGUGUGUAUAUGAGUGCGUGUGUUUGUGAGUGUGUGUGAGUGCGUGUGUAUGUGAGAGUGAGUAUGUGUUUGGGGGCUGCGCUGUCUGAUUAUAUAUGGGGAACUCCAAUAUUUGCUGAUAUUUCUAUAAAUCGCACUAAUAAAAUGACAGAUUCUGAGAGAUUUUGAUUAAUAAUAAAGACUUGCUUGUGCACUUGAAAUGAUAAAAGCAUAAAAACCUGUUGGGUUAUUUGUGUCCAUUUAUGUAUUUUUAGUUUUUAACGAUUAUAUGCGGGGGAUAUUUUUAGAUCUGUCAAUGCUGGUUAACAUAUUCUGCGCUAUGGAACGAGAAGUGCUAAAGGUGACAAUGGAAAAAGGACUGAGGUGUGCUAGCAAUACAUGUAUUGUGGUAAAGACUACGCAGAGACUGCGCAGAGGGCGGGGCACACACCCACAUAACUAUCUCUCAUGGUGAUCACUCUGGACAUUAAUCAUUAAGCUGUUAAAUGUGUUUUUACAAUAAACACAAGUAAAGUGUAUACAUUUAGUUCUCCCUAAUAACGCAUAUUAACAUUGCACAGCAGGCACACUGACAAAUGGACUUCAUUCACCCCAGAAGUAGAGUCUGAAGAUAAUACUUUAUAUUAAAGGGACUCACAAAGCACCACAACCACUACAGUCUAUAAUAAUAUUACGUGAAGUUUGUGGGUGCUCCCCCAAACCUAUUUGGAGCAGUGCGAGAAAACUGGGUCAAUCCUGACACUCAGAGAAUGAAUAAAGUGAAUCUAUCACUUCUAUAUAGUCCACUCUGAGAGUUCACCAAGUUAACCCACCACAAGUAACCCCUUCCCAUAUAAAUCACUACCAUUCAGUCUGCCCCCAUCUAACCCAUUUCUACUAUCCUGCCCUAUCUAACCCACCCCUGCUAUCCUGCCCUAUCUAACCCACCCCUAGCUAUCCUGGCCCAUCUAACUGCCCCAUCUAACCCACCCCUUUCUAUCAUGCCCCAUCUAAUCCACCCCCUGAUAUCCUGUCUCAUCUAGCCCACCCCUGCUAUCCUGCCCCAUGUAACCCAUCUCCUGCUAUCCUGCCCCAUCUAACCAAUCCCCUGCCUUCCUGCCCCAUCUAACCCAUCCCCUACUAUCCUGCCCCAUCUAGAUGCCCCAUCUAACCCAACCAUAGCUUCCCUGCCCCUUUUAACACACCCAGCUAUCCUGCCCCCAUAUAACCCACCCCAGCAAUCCUGCACCAUAUAACUAAACCCCAGCUAUCCUGCCUCCAUCGAACUGCCCAUUCCAAUGAACCCAAGCUAUCCUGCACCAUCUAACCCACCCUAGCUAUCCUGCCCACAUAUAACCCACCCCAGCUAUCCUGCCCCCAUGUAACUAAACCCCAGCUGUCCUGCCUCCAUAUAAGUGCCCAUUCCAACGAACCCAAGCUAUCAUCACCAUCUAACCCACCCCUACCUAUCCUGCCCUAGCUAUCAUGUCCUAUCUAAUCCAACUCCUGUUAUCUUGCCCCAUCCAACCCACCCCUGAUAUUCUGCCUCAAUCUAAGUGCCUCCUCUAACCCACCCCCUGUUACCAUGCCCUAUCUAACCCAUCCCCUGCUAUCCUGAACUCCAUCUAACCCACCACCUGCUAUCCUGAACUCCAUCUAACCCACCGCUAGCUUUCCUGUACCCAUAUAACCCACUCCUAGCUAUACUGCCCCUAUAUAUCCUGCCACAUCCAACCCAAGCACAGCUAUUCUGCCCCAUCUAACUUACCCCUGCUUACGCAUCACCAGCUCUUUCCCUGGGCUCACAGUCUUUCACUGCCCUGCAAGGCUGGUUGGCUUUGAAUGGAUCAUUCGCAGCUUUAUGUAUGCAAUUCGAGAAUACUGUGAUUAUUUAAUUCAGCACAAAAACCAUCAUCACUACGGGCGAUAUAUUUAGGGGUAAAUAGGGAGCUGCUAGCCCUGCCAGUAUAUUUAGGGGUAAGAGGGAGCUGCUGGCCCUGGCGGUAUAUUUAGGGGUAAAUAGGGAGCUGCUGGCCCUGCCGGUAUAUUUAAGGGUAAAUCGGGAGCUGCUGGCCCUGCCGGUAUAUUUAGGGGUAAUAGGGAGCUGCUGGCCCUGCCAGUAUAUUUAGGGGUAAAUAGGGAGCUGCUGGCCCUGACGGGAUAUUUAGGGGUAAUAGGGAGCUGCUGGCCCUGCCCCGAACUUUGCUUCGAACAUGCCGGGUUAUACCCAUCGGUUUACUCUACCAGCAAUGUUGUCUCUGUACUUCUGGGAUCAGCGCAGGAAAAGGCUCUGUAUUCCCACAAUGUGGAUUGGACCUGACUCGCUAAUUACUCUUAAUGAACGAGGUAUUACAGGAUUGUAUGGGGAGCAAUUACCAGCAGCGUUAUUUCAGGAUGCCAGCCUUAAUUGAGGCUUCCAUUGAAGGACAAAUUGCACGUUUUGCUGAAAGUAAAGAGCUUGGAUUCCGUAGAAACUGCAAAUUGUAUCAGUGUCACUCGGUCAAUGAGUCAAGCUAAAAAAAACAAAGGAAAUGUUACAGCAAAAUUCUGAUUAUUUAUAACCCAUUGGUGUUUUAAUUAAUUAAAUGAUAUAACGAUAAGCGACACAAGGGAAGCAAGAAACAGAAAAGUGCGCUAUCGCCAUGGAAACCAAUGGAAUUGCACAGAAAUAUUUUUGGGGAGUUCUCUGUAUCUCAGUGGUUGUAUGUGGUAUAUUCUCACCGUAGCGCUGCUUAGGAAGCUGGUAUGUCUACACUGAUCCAGGUCAAUAUCUGGGGGAGAAUGACUAUAAAACCUCCGCAGCUACGGAAAUUCAUUGGUGAGAGAUAAGGAAAAUUCACAUUGACCAGCGAUGCAGCUUUAUUAUUUCCUGUAGAAUCCAGAUGAAAUAUCCUGCGGGACGAUAUUUGUUAGAGAUAAUAUAAAGAAUACUUAUUGUCACAGCUGGGGAGCCAUCCUUACCAAAACCACUUCCUGGCAAGCAAAACCUGUUCAUCAAUGAGCCGAGACGAAUGGGGAGAUGAUACAUUUCACAAGCUCUGACACGUAGAUUAUACAGAAAAAAACACUUGUAAAACAGUCAUCUGCAUUUUUACCUUCUGUGAAUGGAAGACACGUCUAGACAGAGGAUUGAAAUAUGGGAUCAUCAUCUUUUAAAAAAAUCAGUUUAAACCUUUGUGAACAAAUCUGUCUGGUCCUCCGUUUAAUAGAUCCUCUGUGGUGAGGAUGACAGUAUUGGAUGAAUACAGCGUUACGGAAUCUGAUGGCGCUAUAUAAAUAAUAAAAUAAAAAGGCUCCGGAAGGACACAGAACGAAUUUACAUGAGAUGUCUAGUAAUAAUAAUGAUUCCGUAACUGCGAUAAUAUAGGUUAGAUGGGAAGGGCUUGAUAAUGGCUGAUGCUUUUGCAGAAUUAAUAAAUACAGGUGAUUGCCUCGGGUCAUGCUAUUUAGAUAGGUAUGGGCAGACUACAGGGCGACUGCUGUUUAUCUCUCAAAAUAAUCUAUUUCAGUUGGACUCUACUGCGGUGCAUACUAGGCUACGUUGCUAAGCGCCUUCAUAUAUAUAUUUGUUCUAUGUGUGUCAUAUUAACACAAUUACUGCCACAAUAAGCCAAGCUUCAAAAAUACAGAGUGACAUGGACCCUGUGUCCAUCUGCCAGGUGUACCCCUCGAGUGUAAUAUUCCUAAUUCAAUCUGUAUAUUGUGUUGUCCAAAAGCACACAUAAAACUUUAUUUGCUAAGGAGAGACACCAAUAAUGUCUAUAAACACCAGGAGCUGACCUAGACCUUCGGAUUGAGUUCGGAUGUAUUUUUUUUUUUUUUUUAAUAAUAUUUAUUUUUCAUAUAUUUUAUACUUUUUGUCCAAUAAACUGGUCUUUAUUUCUAUCCAGUUUCAGAACCAUUGCUUUUUAUCUACUGUUGUUACAUUGUGUAACAAUAUUUUAGCCUACAGUUCCUAAUACUGUAUUGCUACAAUAUGAAAUUUUUUCUAUGUGCGUCCUUCAUUUGGUACAAGUACCAGUCAUUCUGCACUGCACAUUUUUGUUCCAGACAUAUUUUAACCUUUUUACCUAUUUAUUUAUUAUCCUUUAUUUAUUAUUUAUUAUCUACAUAUCUGAUUAUAUUUAUUUAUCCUGCUUUUACUUUCUCUUGUGAAAUCCAGUUCUCUCUUAAAGGCACAGCACCACUAUAUUCAUAUCCUCUCAUGUAUCCAGGCAUAUGCUCAUUUUUAGCCAUAUUCUAGGUCAGCUCCUGGUAUUUAUAGACAUUAUUGGUGUCUCUCCUUAGCAAUUCUUUUAUAGGUUUUAGUGGAUCCCUAUUUUUUCCAGUUCUUUUGAGCAGCCUAGUGCCAGUCCUACUCCCUCACUCCUGGGUAACACAUUAGGUGUACCAGUAUCCAUCAUUUUAUAAAACUUUAUUUGACCUUGAAAUACAUUCACUAAUCUGAGAAUUGUUGAGAACUAACUCCAAAAAAUAAUAAUUUUACGCCAAAACAGCCCGACUGGAAACCUGUUCCAAUGUAAAAUUUUGCCCUAAACUUUGCGAUGCGCUGGUCAGUUCUCCAAGAAUGUAUGAAAAAUGGCCGCUUUGUGCCCAGCUUCUCGACUAAUUGGAAAUGGCGGCUGCAAGGAGCUCAGUGAUGGUUUAACCAUGUGGUAAUCAGGCCGCUGUGACGCGCUGUCUGUAUACUGUGUGUAAAUGCUGUCUGAGCGUUCUUUAAUCAUGCUGAUACAAUGUAUUUAUUAAUGUGACAUUAAACUCCAUCUCUGGAGAAUACAGUAAUUACAAUGUAUUUAUUAUAACUGCCUUUAUUUUUAAUUUCUAUCCUAAUUAAAUAUUUGCAAACCUGAUGCUUCUUGUGAGUACUGUACAUUAAGAAUGAAUUUCGCUGCUAGAUUCAAACAGUGACAUUUUAGCACUUCAUUCGUGGAGUGGCAUGUUUCUGCAAUUUAGGUAAAAUUAAGGGAUUAGAGUCACAUUCCCAAUUCUUUCAUUCGUGUGAAUCUGCCAAAACCUGCUUUAAAUAGAGUGGGCGGAUGCCCAACCCUUAACAAUUAUUGGAGGCACCAUCCAUGAGAGUGUUUUAUUUCGAAAAUUAGGUCUAUUUAAUGAGGUGCUCAGAAUGAUCUGCUGAUGUAAAAAAACAUAUUUCAGACAUUGAUUUAGGUGCUGAGAUACACCCAGGUCCUGCUUCCAUGCUUAAAGAGAUUAAAUAAAACCAUUGGCUAGGAGCCGAGGGCGAGAGAAACUAGCACAAAUUUCCUUCUAAUAACUAAAGAAAUGUCUAAUCUGUUAUUAGAAUCUGUUAAUAUAAUGUUAGUUCAAACAGUAAACGGUCUAUGAGACACAGAGGAGGAAGUGGGAUCUGCAAGGUGUGUAAUUUGAUGAGUAUACAUUGUAACAGUGCGACAUUGUGUCUCCCAGCACAAUUUAACACUACAUGCUGUGUUAUGAGAGGAGCAAUGAUCUCUAUGCUAAGACAGAUGUUAAUAAUAUUAUUCAUAGCAUGUCCAUUUAGCAGUUAAAAAAAUAUAUAUAUAUAUAUAUAUAUAUAUAUAUAUAUAUAUAUAUAUAUAUAUAUAUAUAUAUAUAUAUAUAUAUAUAUAUAUAUAUAAAUAAAUAAAAAAUCGACUUUAGCCUUCUGGGUAGUAUUUUGUGUACUCCUUAUACGGCUAUGUGCCCUUAAUACAUAUAUAUAUCUCCUGUGCCAUGAUUCUUAUUUAAUCACAAAUAACGCUUACUUAGUGUAAAACCCAUCAUGUGGAUUUUAAUUGAAAUAAAAACAAGACAGAAUGAUAGAAACCAAAUGAAAACCAAACUCCCAGCAUUGGGCCAUCAGUAUCUGCAUAAAUUCUAGUGAGUGUAGAUUAUUCAGGGCACCCUUAAAGUAACCGUCCCCAAUGUCUGAUCUGUACCAACCCUGUAAUGGCAUAAAAACAGAAUAUUCAAGGAUAUAAUCUUUCAAUGUAGGGUAAUAACUGCUUGAUCCAAGGAUAAAUCUGACUGCCAUUCUGGGGUCAAGAAGGAAUUUUUUGCUAGCUUGUUGCAAAAUUGUGCUUCAAACUGUUUUUUUUUUUUUUGCUUCUUUUGGAUCAACAGCAAAAAACAAAUGUGAGGAAGGCUGAACUUGAUGGACGCAAGUCUCUUUUCAGCUAUGUAACUAUGUAAUAUGCCUACUGUGCCAGGCUUGUCAUGUGAAGAUAUUGUUAGUAGCGAGAGCUCAGGGUUACGUCCAAUCCUAUACAUUGUGAACAUCAAAUAUUCCAUUAAAACUACGGGCUCUCAUUUUACAUGUUCAUUCACCGCAAACAAAAUAAAUUAGUAUGAAAAAAACACGGUGGGUACAAUAUCGAGUUGAAAAAGAUUAAAUCUGAUUAUUUUUUGUGUCGAGUAUUCCAUUACUACAUUGUAGUUUAAUCACGUUUUGCUCCUAAUAUAUUAUCGCAGUCACAUAUUGUGUGUAUGUACAGAACACAUUGUCUAAAUGAUACAAAGCUUUAAGAAACCUCAACGCCUACACAGGAAGCUCGAUUUGUUUGUCUUAUCAGACCUUUUAAAACUUCAAGAAAACAUGUGAAAUUGAUGGCGGUUUGUUAAAGGUCAUUGUGACUGAGCUGACCCAAACAGACAGCAUGUAAUAGGGGGUUUGAUUCUCUAAAACCUGUGCAGUAGAAAUUCACAUUUGCUUUAAUUUCACUGAACUGUUUGGGUUAGUGUUAAGUCAAUGCACAUUUGAUAUUCUAUUGUGAAUUAGUAUUAAGUCUGCAGCUUUAGAUCAGUAAAUAUUUAUCUAAACAUGUAAUUAUAAUAUUACACAUUGCUGCACAGGAUAAUUACUGUAUGUAAACACCAUCAGACUAUUAAUUUAACGCCUUCACUAUAAGGUGGAUUAACAUAUAGACUGCAGUUCAGGGAUAUCUGAAAAAUAAAAUCGUGCAAAUGCACCUAUUUAUUCAUCCUUUAAAAAACAUAUUGGGAGGAUAACAAUUUGUAGCAAUAUUCGUAGAAUUAAUAUUCUUUGCCUUGCAAUAUGUCAGACAGAGACAUAGACGUUUGUCUGAUACACUACAGGAGGGUAAAAUUAGUCCUAUCCCGUUUAUUUAGCAAUUUGAAGAAUGAUGCUUUCUGAUAGCUCCUCCAGAAUGUAAGAAUAAUGGCUAGGUGGAUGGAUAUUAUGACUACAUACAGUAAGUACUGAUCCUUGGCAAAACCAGCUGUUUCCUUGUUAGAGCAGUACUCGUUGCUCACAGGGACAGUAUUUACCGUAUAACACUGGAUGUUUGUCACUGUGUCAUCAACGCUUACACUUGGUCCCAUUAAAGCCCAAUCCAUGCCCGUUUACCCCACGUGAUGUGCCAGGUGAGGCAGUAUCUGGGUCAGUACUGUAAAAUCUCUCUGAGAAUUCCCUGCACAUUGUAUCUUAGUGAAUAUCCUGAAAUACAGGGGAAUUAAAUGGUGUGUUCGCCAUUAAACGCGCUUCUUGCUCGUACUGAUCAUCUCUUGGCGCCAUUCUUUGACUUUGAUCACGAAUGAAUAUUAACUCGUGCAGUUCUACUUGUUACUUUAUAAUGGAUGGAAUGUCUGUUUCAGGAGCGAGCGAAUGCAUACUAACAAAACCUUUUACUUUAACGUUGAAAUAUUAUUCCUCAUUCCUCCUCGCCACAGUAAACGUUACUGAAAUAUUUACUGCAGUGAAGAGUGCAGCAAUAUGGAGAAUUCUGGUCACCCCCAGCACGUCAUGCUCACCCCAACAUCGACAGUGAAUUGAUGUGGGAUGCAUGUGCACUCAGACAUUCCUUCCUGCUCACACCCAUGGCAUUGCAAGGGUUAAUUUAAUUUGCACGCCAUGCCCUGUGUGGCAUGUAAAGUAAAAAUAAAAUAACAUAAAACCUGUGGCUAAAUUUUAGAUAUUCGUCUGUGUAGAUAUUAGUGAUUUUGACAGCUGUGCUUAAUGUGUUCAUUCAUUCUUUUUCAGACAGAAAGCCUUGGCGUCAACGGGUGGGCGGAGCGUCCAGGCUGCGUGUGAUUGGUCAGUACCUGCUUUUUGUUACUCAUUAUUGAUAAACGUUAAGUCUGCCUUUCACAUAGUAACAAGGUAACCAGGUGCUUUGCUCGAGGCUGAAGGACCAGGGGCGAAGAUGCAUUCCUCUCCCCCCAAAAAAAUUAAAUUUUCAUCUUUGUGUCUUUUAACCUCCCUUUUGUGUUUCUUAGCCCCUCUUUUAAAUGUAGUACUCCCUUUAGUGUAUCUUAUCUCCUAUUUCUUUCCCCAUUGUGUCUUACACCUCCCUUGUGUCUCUUACAACCCCCCUUGUGUCUCUUACAACCCCCCUUGUGUGUCUCUUAUGUCCCCUCUUUGUAUGACUCUUACAUCCUUCCACAUUUUGUGUGUCUUACUUUUCCCAGCCCCCUUGUGUGACUCCUUCUCUCCCAGCCCCGUUGUGUCUUUUACUCUUCCCAGCUCCUUUGUGUGUGUCUCUUUCACCCCCAACCCAUCUGUCUCCCCCACAUCCCCUUGUCUUUUUUCCCUUCUGAAGCCCCGCUGUGUGUUUCUUUCACAUCCAGCCCCUCUCCCCUCCCCGUCCCUUAGUGGUCCCCUCCCUUCCCUGUCCCUUAUUGUUCCUCUACCCCUCCCCCCUUCUUUCCCUGUCCCUUAGUGCUUUUCUCCCCACCCUGUCCCUUGGUGCACCACCCACCCCUUUGUGGUCCCCUCCCCGGUGUGCCUCCUUCCUCUCUUGUAGCGUUGUCGAACGGAGCGGUUCCCGGUACAGGAACUUAAGUUUCCUGUACCCGGCCAGGCUGACAGGAAGUGCUCUCUCUCAGUGAGCACUUCCUGUCAGUCCGGCCAGGUGGAGGAAACAGAAUCUCCUGUACUGCGGGUCCUCUUCGCUCGGCCACCCUACACUCAGUGGUGUAUACACACUGACAGUCACACACACAACGUCACUGACAGACACAGGCUCAGUGAUUUGACACACACACGAUGAUGUCAUAUUCCGGCAUCAGUAAACAGCGUGCGAGGGAGCAGAGCAGGGAGAUCACAGCUCCCUCGCCACCUCUCAUGCCAAAUCCACGCACGCCGUGCCGGGGAGUCCAGAAAGUAGCUUGGUAGGAGGGAGCACUUAUGCUGUGCCGCCUUAUGGACGCGCCAACCCUGGCUACUGAUCAGGAUACAUUUUAUGGCCCCUCGUUGAACUACGCCCCACACCACGCUCUAAUUCUGAUCCUAAACCCUAACAUGUUUAGUGAAUCACAAAAUGACCCCAAAUCCUGGGAGACAGGAGAACUAAUGUAAAAAGACGCUAAGCGACUAAACCAAACACUUCAUGUGGCCACAUUUAAUUCUGUGUAGAUUAACGCUUUAUUAUCACUAUUGUUUCAGGUUGUUUUCUCACGUAGAUGACCCCUUCUUAGACGACCCUCUUCCUCGUGAAUAUGUCCUGUAUCUGCGCCCCACGGGUCCCCUGGCACAAAAACUGUCUGAUUACUGGCAGCAAUCCAAGCAGCUGUGCGGCAAGAACAAGGCUCACAACAUCUUUCCACAUAUAACGCUCUGCCAGUUCUUUAUGGUACGUCACCAGAUCGUCACCGAGUUCCUCACCGGCAGUUCGUACCGUGGGUCUAAUAUCACACAAUACCACUAGCAAGAGGUUCAGCUUAACCCCUUAAGGACACAUGACAUGUGUGACAUGUCAUAAUUCCCUUUUAUUCCAGAGGUUUGGUCCUUAAGGGUUUAAAGGGAUACGACCCAGCAUGGCAUAUAAAGUGCAAUAUAUAGUUACUGUGGAAGGUAUUGUGUAUACUGUACACAAAGCUGUGGAGAAAACAGACAAAAGACGGCUAUUGCUUUAUCCUCUAUAGCACUGCCGAACUUUAUGGGAACAGCAAGGGCUUCUGGGAGUUGUAGUUCGAUUGUCAUAUUUCUGUCCUAGAAAGCUAAACAAUACAUUAAAACAUUAAAUACAUACAUUAAAACAUGAAACUAAAAUAUAUUGUAAUUAGGCCACACUUACAGUGCCAUGAGAAGAAACACAGAGCCUGCCUCUGAGGGGCCGUAGGAUUACUAGCGAUAUAAAAUGAUCUGUACUCAAAGCAGUGUUAUAAUUAACUGUAGUGAUUAAUCUGACGCAGGGUGUCAUUUUAUAAUACUUUACAAAAGGCAAUGAGCUCAACACACAUUAUCUUGUUUUCAUUAUUUGUAUUCACUUUUUUCUUGUACACAUUAUCUUGUGUUCAAUUCUUAAGCCAUUAAAAAACAAAGCACUGUUCCUUCUCCCUCCAGUGCGAGGACAGUAAAGUGGAUUCCCUUUGCGAAGCUUUGCAGUCUACUGUUACCUGUUGGAAAACCAAAUUCCCCAACCCACUGCCUCUGGAACUCUACAUUUCUUCCAACUUCAUUGGUCUCUUUGUAUCGGACGAGUGUGCAGAGAUUUUAAAAAAGUUUGCAGCCGAUUUUGCCGCAGAAGCAUCACUAAAGACUGGUGAGUAAACGCCAAUCAUUUUAUUUUUCUCAUUUGCUGAAACUUCGUUAUAGCUCCAGCACAGUAACAAUGUGAAUAGUAAUUAAACAGUCUGCAGUUGGUUGCAUUGUGGGAAUUGUAGUACAGUGGUAACUGGAGAUCCAUCAUCGCUCAACAAUCUUUUAAAAUAAACGUUUCUCUUUUUAAGAAGCCACAGUGCAACAAUAGCACAAUGAGACACAUUCCCCAAACCUACGCUCUAAACUGUACAGCGCUGUCCCAUUGUACAGCGCUACGGAAUUUUGCUGGCGCUAAAUAAAUAAUAAAAUAAUAACUGUGAUCUGUGAUAAAUAAGGUCAAAAUACCCGAGUUAAUCUCAAACUUAACUGAACUUUAGAAUUUCUCCAAAUCUUCUGUUUCACCCUGAAUUUUGUAACCCCUUUUUUUCUUAUGUUUUCUUGGUAAUUUGUAAAAAAAAAAAACUUUUAAACCUUUACAUUUUUAUUUGCUUGAUGAAUAAAAAAAAAAGUUUUUUUUGAUGAUUCCAUAUUCAGUAAAUUUUCACCUUUUUAUAAAAGUGGGUUAAAGACAGUUUGCUGUAUAAGGAGGAUCGGGACCUGGUUUAGUCCUGCAAGGUCGGGCGCUGUAUCAUGCCUUCAGAUAUUUGCAGCCGCUGCGUCAGAUUGCUAGACCGCAAUGCAGAGUCCCGGCCGGGGUCAUAUUGCACAAAUCCGGCUGAUUCGGUAAUAAAUGGAGAAAGUUGAGAUCUGCAAAGAGCACAAAGUCAUUACUUAGUGUCUAGGACAGAGAUACGCCAGGCGACAGGGCUCUCCUCUUGUAAUUUAACCACACAGUGAGCGCGCCCUUUGGCACAUUCUCUGAUUUAUUUAAUUACUAGACUUCUACAGUUUUAUACUGUACGUUUUAGCAUUUUGUUAAACUAAAGCUAAUAGUCCAUAAUGAUUUAUGUUAAAUGUGGUGUUUAAACAGUUAAAAUGUCAAGGCUUAUAAUAGCGACUAUAUAAUAGAGCUGUACGUAAGAGCGCAGCAUAUAGACCGCUCCAAAAAGAAAAAUAUGCCCCAAAAAGAUACCAAAAAGUGCAAUUAUUGCUUUAAUACAUGCAUGAACCAAUCCAAGUAUUCCAAUGAAGUGAACCUUAAAAAAAAAAAAAAAAAACCCCAUAACAGGACAAUACAAGUAAUAGUGCAUUAUAGUUAGACAGUGUGCAAAUAUUCAGUGAAAUUUUAGAGUUAACGUAGAGUUCUGCUGAACUGCGCGUGGACGGUAUAAUCCCCGUUUUAGGAUUCAUGUAGGUCCAGAUGGUGAGAGGUCUCCAGAUUAGGUAAUGCCAGCGUACUAUAUGAAAACAGAAGCAAGAGAAACUCCAGUGGUGAGGUAAGUACGUUCAAAUCCAAUAUAAAAGAAGUAUUAUACUUACAAUCCCUAGAGCAGGACUUGUUCUACUGUUAUAGAGCUUGGGUGGUAUAAUCCCCACCUUAGGACCUCCAAACUAUACUGACUGCCACCCAAACUAUAUACUGCCUGCCCACCAAAAUGUACUACCUGCCCCCCUAAACUAUACUGCCUGCCCCCAAACUAUACUGCCUGCCCCCUCCAAACUAUACCGCCUGCCCCCUCCAAACUAUACCGCCUGCCCCCUCCAAACUAUACUGCCUGACCUCCAAACUAUACUGCCUGACCUCCAAACUAUGUUGCCUGCCCCCCCAAACUAAGCUGCCCCCCCACAACUAUCCUGACAUCCCCCCUAAACAUUACUGCUUGCCCCCUACUUCCCAUUGGCCAGUAUGACCCCCUGUCCCCUAGAGGGGACCUGUCUGCCCUGUGGUGGUGUACUGCGUGCAUGCCCCUGUGGGUGACAUUGGUUGAGAUCUGCUCCAGGUACAUUCCCAAUCUGUGGUAACAGAAGUCUGGACUCUAAAGGAAAUUCCUGCCGUGUUCGAUUUAAAUGUAAAAUGUAUGUAAAACAUUCCACCCAAAGAGCAGCUAGUCUGGAAGAAUUCUAAUAGUGUUUCUUCACCUUUGGUGGUGAUGGUGACACACCGCUUGCUGACACGGUCUGUUCAGUGUGGGACUCAUCUCAUUAUCUGUAUCUAUUGAAGCCUGGCGGGAGUAGAUAAGAGGCAGAAUAACUGCCAUUCGCUAUCAGCGACCCUGAGGGUUCUACUCCGACAGUAGACUUUAAUCUGUGCAAUGUGAAGUCUCUUUUUUGGGCUUAUUGAAAGGGAACUACAAAUAGUUGGACACAUUCCCACAAUGCAGCUUUUUUUCCAGUUUUGUAUUUUAACCUCAAAUUCUCCACAAUUUCUGUUUUUAGUGAAUAAAACUCUUGUGUUUAAAUGCUUUACAAGUAUUCAGAAGUUUCUAAAAUGAACCUUUUAUCCACAACCCCUGGUAGUAUGAAAAUCUGUAGCUGAGGUAUAGAUCGAAACAUCCAUCCAUCCAUCCAAAAUCAGGCUGCGUUAGAAUCACACAAUUUGUGUCACAGUUCUAGGAAAUAAUAAUAAUAUUAUACUAUUAUAAUAAUAAUAAACUGCAAUAGCGGGGAGAUGUUGAGGGUUUUUAACACAUAAUUGACGACAAAAACCCUAAACAUUAGCUGUCGCACAGUAAUUUAUCUUCUAUACAUAGCGUAAAUGCGAAUUGUAUCCUUGUAUUAGAUGGUAUUUUAUUUUAUACAGUGACACUGCACCCUGCUCAGCGUGACAGGGAACUUUGUACCAUUAUAAAACAAUUUAUGAAAGGUUGAAAGCAAUACAGACUGUGCAGGCGGCAGGAGGAGGUGUGUGUGUUUUAGAUUGUAAGCUCUUGUGGGCCCUGUUCACCGAAACCUACUAUUCCCGUAUGUCAUACAUGUUUUGUUAUAAUUAAAUGUUUGCCUUUUUUCUUAUUGUGCAACACUGCAGAAUAUGUUGACGCAAUACAAGUAAUUAUUAUUGUAAUUUUGUGGGGUGUCGCGGGGCAUAUUUACUACCUAGGCAGUUGCGGUGAAUUGAAAGUUGUUGUUUUUUUACAUUUUGGCCAAACUAACUGAUGGAAAAACAUGGAAAUUGCAGAUUCUAUCUAACUGAGCCAAUUCAGCCUCUAUUGUUUAAACUCAUUUCAGUUUGUAAUAAUUCACCUUAUAGUAAAUAAACCCCACAGUCCCGAAACCGUUAGAUUUAGGAGAAAAUAACUUUUGAUCUGAAAUGUGUAAUUCGGUUUCUUUUUUUUCUUACUGUUUAAGUGCAAACGCUCCACAGAAAAACACCUAAAAAAUGCAAGACGACUCAAAAAGUACAAAAAAAAAUUCAUUUUCUGUACUUGUGAAUAUUAUCAAGGUUAUUUUUAGGCUACAAAACUGACAAAUGUUCUUUCCAAGUUAAAACUGCGUGACCAGCAAAUCUUUGAUAACCAGUGUAUUAAGACAUAUAUAUCAAUAUAUGAAUGUCAUUUAUCCAACAUGAUUUGGUCAUUCAUGGUUUAACCCAUUGAUAGCUGAGCUGGUUUUGGAACGAUGAGAGGUGUUAGCGGGAUGACACAGGAUUAUUCAUACAUUGAAUAACGGUUUCUCAGGACACCACGUAAUAAUGCAGACAUUAUUACCUCGUUUUACUGGGUCUCUAGCUAAACAGAUUUUAUUCUAGGUCAUCUUAUGGCACAGUAACAGAUGCUGUCUUUAUACGUUGUAGGAGAAAAUCUGAAUGUAAUCUUUUUCUUUUUACCCAGCCGGAGGGAAAAGAGUAGCUGUCAGCACGGUGUGCGCACUUCUCAUCGUUUCCCUGCCGUGGGUUCAGUCCGAGUCACCUUCGGCUAAUUAGGCUGAGUGGGUGGCGAGUGAGUCACAGGGCUACACAGAUGUGCAGGUCCCACUUUGAUGCAGAUCGCAUACUGCUCCAACCAUAAUCUGGGCCCCCACACAAGAAAUGGAUGAUUUUAUAGGAUUAGAUUCACGCAUAUAUUUACUUAUGAAUUGAUUUUUGUUUUUAACUUGAAUUUUGAACACUCAGACACUCGGCUUCUCAAGGGGCGAUACUUUGUAUUGUAGUAAUGAAUUACUACUUUAGCCCAAGUAGUCAAAACGAGAGAGUUCAUGCAGCCAAAUUAUUACUUUAUUUAAAAAAAAAAAAAAAAAUACAUGAAUGUAAGCACUUACAAGAAAGAAGCUACUCUUAUAUUACCUUUUACAAAAUAGCUUCCUUCAUGGUUUUCAUGAAUCACACAACGAAAGAUCUGUUGUGAGCGAUUCAGUUUGCAGUAAAAGACUGACAGCUGAACUACAAAUCCCAGAAUCCGGGAAACCACAAGGCCACAAUCUGCUUAAAAAUGCUAAUUGUCAGAGACCUGUGUUUACAGAGACGUUUCCGUUAUUUAUCGUUUACCAGAAUAACCUUUCUUUCAGUUUAUUUAGAGACAUUGUAUCCUUUGGAAUUAGAGCGAGUCUGUUGACUGGUUUAGUUACCAGCCUCGUGCAUUCAGCGCAGUAACUGUUAGGAAGCUGCGAGAAGCAAUGUAAGGCUUCCGGCUUGCCAGCGUUCAAUUUCCCUUCAGGAAGUUUACACAGAGAUAACUGACCGGGAUCCUAGCAAUGUCAGAUGAAAUAUAUUAUCAUUAACUGCAAGGCUGCCUUAUGGUCAAUAAACAAAGCUCUGCUCGUCGCACAGAAUUGCGGUUCAUGGCGUUUAUUCGGGUUCUUGGGGUCGUUCACUCUACCAGGAAAUCUGAGAAGGGAAUAUCUUCUUUUAGGAUGAGAUAAUCCACUUGGAUCAGUACCCAAAAAUUACAACUGAAUCAAUACGGCCUAAAACUCUCCCAUUCCAAGUCCAUUCUUCACAAUUCACAGUUUAAUUGUUUUUAAUUAAUUAAAAACCCGAUCUUAAAUAAAAAAAAAAGUCUGACUUCGCCUGGAUAUUACAGUUUUUCAUUCAAUAGCAUUUCGUGUAAAUGCACGUCUUUUCAACCCAUUUAUCUCUAAUGAGGUUUAUUCACUAAACCGCAAAUUGCAAUAAACUGAAAACCUAUUUGAAAAAUGUCGACUUAAAUAGCAGAUAUGGGAAAAAAAUCUGCAUCUCAGCUGUAGUCACAGUUUUACUCUGUUAUCCUCUGUUUUGAAGUUCCUUUUUUAAAUAACUUCAGUUCACAAUUUAAUAAAUUGUAGCACCCCUCUCCCCUGGCUGUGAAAGAGUUAAGGUUUUGUGGUACUUAAGCCAAUUCAGUGAGUUUGCAUUUACGGUAUCAAAACACACAUUCGCUUCCUUUCUUCUAAAAAUAUACUUUCCUUAAAGAAAGAGGCAAUUCAGGGCAACUAUCUUCCUUCUCGUUAUGUUGCAAUCUUAGAUCUAACGAGACAAUAUCAUUAUUAAACCUAUAACGCUCUGGGGUUAUUCCGUGAUCUUGACAUUUGUACAAUACAUAUAAUGCAAGCCAUGAAUUUAUUUUACUUCUAGAAUUGUGUGAAUGUUGCGUACACUCUGCUCAGGACAUCAGAAAAAGAGAGAAAUCUGUGUGGUUUUGAUGAUAAAAGCUGGUAAAUAAAUUAAUAAAUAAGAUGUGAUCGCGCAUUGUUUCCUGAAGCUCUAAUAAAAUGUAUUUUACUGCCGGAGGGAAGAUAAAGCAGCUAUUUUCGGCGUCAGAUGGAAUGUAAGUGUUGGAUGUAGUUAUACAUGUGUCUGCUGUCUCCCCAGAUGUUCGUGUGGAACCUCACAAGAAACAGCUGCAUGUGACUCUGGCAUAUCAUUUCCAAGACGCGCACUUAGCGACGCUGGAGAAAUUAGCUCAGGGCAUUGACGUCACCUUGGGAUGUGACUGGGUCGCAGCGAUAUUCUCCCGAGAUAUUCGAUUCAUCAACCACGAGGUAACAAUCAAAGCACGGGGGAUCCGCAGCCGGACAGGUCUCCCCUAAAGCCAAUUUAUGCCAAUCUCACCUUGUAAACAAUGAAUGGGGAACAAUGGGGUUUGGACACUUAAACAGUAACAGCAACAAAAUAGCUUAACGGGGAAAAAAAAAUACAACUCCGAUACAUUGGCAUAAAUAUGGAACUGUUUUGGCAAUUCUCCACAAUUUCUAACUUAGGCCUCAACUUAAUAGUGUUAAAUAUGUUUUUCCAGUGAUUUAAUACUUUUGGAAAUACUUUAAAAAUUAUUUUUUGUAAAAAUAAAAAUAUGAUUUAUAUUAAAACAUUAUAUCAAUAUAUCAAAAAUAUUUUUUUCAAAACUUCUAAAAAAAAUAAUAAUAAGGAAAUGGAGGCCAUUGUGAAUAAAUCCCAGUUUAGGUGCACACAUAACCCCCUACUCGUUGACUGCGGCAAGCUGGGUCAGUGAAUGAAUGUGUGAGAGGAAGGAGGUUUAGGAACAUGGGUGUCCAGCCACGUCCUCAAGAGCCGUGUUCCUGCCAGAAACGCACAGCUGUGUGAAGCAGCAAUCAAUGUAGCAGCUGGAAUUCCCUGUAACUGAUCGCUCUCCUACACUCGGACAAGUUAGAAAAAGAACCCGUAAACAUUACAACUGCCCUAAACUGGGAAACCACCUAAACCAGCUGUCCCCCCCAUAACCCGUACACUGAGGAGAACGGGCGGCAUAGGGUGACAUACAUUUAAUAUAAAUAUUGUAUUAAUGUAUUUUGGGGAUUAAUAAACACUGGUUAAACAGCUGGUUAUAUCUGGCCAAACGAUGUCCUCAAUUCUGUUGGCCAAAAUACAUUGAUUGCCAGAAGCCAGCAAUCGCUUAAAUAUUACUCAUUUGGACCCAGCAAACGGCAAAUUCUGGUCAGUAGGAUUUAUUCACUUAAACCAACUAAGCUAGAAAUAUAACCAAAACCGGAACAUUUAUUUAACAAAAUGUGCAAUUCUCUUUUCAGGUCUCCACAAUUCUCUUUUAGCGAAUCCCUCGUUCCUUCACCCCAGUAAACGCAUUUGCAGCAUAUACUGGGGCGAAUAAUGCAGCGGGAGUAAGUAAAAAGCCAAUUUUCAUGUUCUGCACUUCCGCCUUGCAGUGACUUUGCCGUUGCAUGAUGCCCCAGUACAUCUGUGUGUGCUCAGGCAUCUAAUGAGAAAUAUGACACACGCGCAUGCACACUCGGCAUUUUAUCUCCCAGUUCUCUGUGUGAAUGUGUACAGCACUGCGAGGGUUAACUCAUUUAGAUACUUUGCACAUUUUACAUAUAGACAUAAAAGAAACUAUAAAGAAUAUAAAAGAAAGUUUAGUGCAACCAAAAGCUACAUUUUAGGUAGCCAUUAGGUUCAGCACAAAGUGAGGACGUGUCAGUUCCUGUUUAGGUGAAUCAGCCUUAUGCGUUAUUUGUACCCGUCUCAUGCUAGGUGUUUGAUAAAUUUAGCAAUUCAUAUCGAAGAUCCAGCACUGAAUUCUAAUGGUCGUAUUCUGGGUUUACUUCUGCAGACUCUGCAAGUCUUGUACCCAUACUUGCCCCAAAAUGACGAUGAGCUGGAGCUGGCCCCUGGGGAUUAUAUCUUCAUGUCUCCGGUGGAGCAAAUUAACACCAGUGAGGGCUGGAUUUAUGGCACGUCACUGGCGACUGGAUGUUCUGGACUUUUACCAGAAAACUAUAUCUCCAAGGCAGACGAAUGUGGCACGUGGAUAUUCCACGGGUGAGUAGAUCAUGAGGGCCGUGUAAUAAACGUUUAACUCGCAAGUUGGAAUAAACUUGGAAUUAAUAAUAACAUUAAUAACUAAAAAUAAUAACUUAAAAACCGAGUUUAAAUUCAGAGUCCACACUCCUUGCUUUCGGCAAUUCAAUAAUAUUUAUUAAUAAAGGCUAAUCAAACAAAUAAACAAUACAUAUACAUUUGAAAUAGGCUAGUAUAUGUUGCUACUAAAACUAAUCAUUGACUGAAUGGAAAGUAGGCUAAAUUAACAUAGCAAAACAGGCAUAGACACGUGAUACAGUUACCACUCCAUUGAUCAGCAGCUGAGAGUAAGAGAGAGAGGGUGUGUACAGUGGGGAGAGGGGAUAGGGGAGAGAGAAGGUGAAGAGAGGUAAUUCAAAGAGAGAGAGAAUGUGCUAUUCACAGGGCUUUAAACAGGUUAGCCCCUCCUUCUGCUGGACACACCUCCCUUAGUCAAUCCCUUAGGAUGUAACAGAACCAGAGUGCCUCCAGGGGGAAGGGGGAUUGCACUGCAAGGGAAUGGAGGAGGAGUUUAUCAACAACCCAACUGGUUUUGCCUGGUGAAAGGCCAUGUGCUUCACAGAGGACUCCAUUAUUGCCUAAGGGUAGAAUGGGGGCUUGAAUCCCUGUAUUAGAACACAAUAACACUUCAUUGGCAUACAGUUUGGCUGUUAAUCACAUCCCCCCACUUAUUACAGGCCGAUAGCAGUCCCUGCCCAGUCUCAAAUGUAUUAGCUGUGUGGGGUCUGAGGGGUAAUGGCUGCACUGACUCAGUCCUCCGUGAAGGAGAAGCCAACCAUUCUCCCCCCUUCCCCCCCCCACCACCACCACCACCACCACACUUGUGCCAGCAAGCGGUGGGUUGGAGGACACCACCAUUCAUUUUAAAAUAUAAAACUAUUAAUUUCUGCCAAAAUGUUUUGCCCUCGUGCCCCCUCUUACUACCCGUGUAACUGUAACCCUCAUACAUUUUCUGACUGCCCUCAAAUCCCCUCUUACUGCCCUCGUAUUCCUCAUACUGCCCUCUCACUGCUCUCAUAGUGCCAUCUAACCACUCUCUUACUGCCGUCUCACUGCUCUCAUAGUGCCCUCUUACCACUCUCUUACUGCCGUCUCACUGCUCUCAUAGUGCCAUCUAACCACUCUCUUACUGCCCUCGUAUUCCUCAUACUGCCCUCUCACUGCUCUCAUAAUGUCCUCUAACCACUCUCUUAUUGCCCUCUCACUGCUCUCAUAGUGCCAUCUUACCACUCUCUUACUGCCGUCUCACUGCUCUCAUAGUGCCAUCUAACCACUCUCUUACUGCCGUCUCACUGCUCUCAUAGUGCCCUCUUACCACUCUCUUACUGCCGUCUCACUGCUCUCAUAGUGCCAUCUAACCACUCUCUUACUGCCCUCUCACUGCUCUCAUAGUGCCAUCUAACCACUCUCUUACUGCCCUCUCACUGCUCUCAUAGUGCCAUCUAAACACUCUCUUACUGCCUCUCACUGCUCUCAUAGUGCCAUCUAACCACUCUCUUACUGCCUUCUCACUGCUCUCAUAGUGCCAUCUAACCACUUACUCUCUCACUGCUCUCAUAGUGCCAUCUACCACUCUUACUGCUCACUCAUAGUGCCAUCUAACCACUCUCUUACUGCUGCCGUCUCACUGCUCUCAUAGUGCCAUCUAACCACUCUCUUACUGCCUUCUCACUGCUCUCAUAGUGCCAUCUAACCACUCUCUUACUGCCCUCUCACUGCUCUCAUAGUGCCAUCUAACCACUCUCUUACUGCCGUCUCACUGCUCUCAUAGUGCCAUCUAACCACUCUCUUACUGCCGUCUCACUGCUCUCAUAGUGCCAUCUAAACACUCUCUUACUGCCCUCUCACUGCUCUCAUAGUGCCAUCUUACCACUCUCUUACUGCCGUCUCACUGCUCUCAUAGUGCCAUCUAACCACUCUCUUACUGCCCUCUCACUGCUCUCAUAGUGCCAUCUAACCACUCUCUUACUGCCUUCUCACUGCUCUCAUAGUGCCAUCUAACCACUCUCUUACUGCCCUCUCACUGCUCUCAUAGUGCCAUCUAACCACUCUCUUACUGCCGUCUCACUGCUCUCAUAGUGCCAUCUAACCACUCUCUUACUGCCGUCUCACUGCUCUCAUAGUGCCAUCUAAACACUCUCUUACUGCCCUCUCACUGCUCUCAUAGUGCCAUCUUACCACUCUCUUACUGCCGUCUCACUGCUCUCAUAGUGCCAUAGUGCCAUCUAACCACUCUCUUACUGCCCUCUCACUGCUCUCAUAGUGCCAUCUUACCACUCUCUUACUGCCCUCUCACUGCUCUCAUAGUGCCAUCUAACCACUCUCUUACUGCCGUCUCACUGCUCUCAUAGUGCCAUCUAACCACUCUCUUACUGCCCUCUCACUGCUCUCAUAGUGCCAUCUAACCACUCUCUUACUGCCCUCUCACUGCUCUCAUAGUGCCAUCUAACCACUCUCUUACUGCCGUCUCACUGCUCUCAUAGUGCCAUCUAACCACUCUCUUACUGCCCUCUCACUGCUCUCAUAGUGCCAUCUAACCACUCUCUUACUGCCCUCUCACUGCUCUCAUAGUGCCCUCUUACCACUCUCUUACUGCCCUCGUAUCCUUUCUUACCGCAUGGAGUGGGGGUGCUGACAGCAGCUAGUUUACUCGAUUUAGUUUAACUGUUCCGUACAAUAGACGUAGGCAUGCUGUGAAGGUAAGUACCAGAUUCAGGUGUAGGUGAUGAUUGGCUCAGUUUUUUAGUAGUUAUUCAGCAGAUACAGUGUUUCCUGCUCACUGAUUAUUCUAGGUUAUCUGUAGUAUGCCAUCCAUGGUCCCCAGUUAUAAAGAUACCCCAACUCUUCACGGAGAUACAAACUACACCAUAACUAAGGCUCAAUUCAGUUACGGACCAUGUCACAGAAUGAACCAAAGAUGGAUCUGAUGCGGACCAGUUACUGUCUGCGUAGAAUGAUACAAUUCUGGGUCAUGGAAGUAAAUGUGAAUUUCUCUUCUCAGAUCUUAUUCUCUUCUAAAUACGCUGCCCUCCGCCAUGUUUUCUGUUGGCGAUGGCGUUUUGGAGAAAAGGCAACAGGAAGAGCACGUGUUGGGGGACUCAGCGUCACUUACUAUUAUUUGCCAGCCAAUGCAGGUAGGUCAAUCUCUAUUCCUCAAUCAGAACUGUCGAAAUCUGAGCCACGCACGCGUCUGGCUGAACGCAGUGUACAUAACUGUUCUGAGUGAGAGUGGAGGUGUGAUAAGGGGUGGCACUGUUCUGAGUGUACAUAAGGCUGUAAUGCUGAAUAUUGUUCUACUGUUGAAUGUAAUAUACAAAUGCCAAUUUUACUGUAAAAUAUGCUGAAAUAUGUCAUGAUUUUGUUUUUCUCUGGAGUUGAAGUAAAAAUUUAAUUACAGUUAGACGGGAGAUAAAGAGGAGUUAAUUUGUUACCGUUUGCACUCAUUGUGUCCAACUACACUCAGAGUUCUCAGAGUGAGCGUUCUCUCGGCCAUGUAUUUAUUUAUUUAUAACUGGUAUUUAUAACGCGCCAACAGAUUCCACAGCGCUGUACAAUUAGUGGAGGACGUAAAAUAUACACAGAAAAAUACAAAAGGUAGAGGUCCCUGCCAGUAAGCUGAGAUCUAGCCAUUUAAGCUUAUUAUAAAAAAGUGCUUAGCUAGAUAGCCCGUGAGCUUGCAAUCUCCACACUCACUGUUUAGUAGAUAAACCCCGCUGUGUUUUAGCAGAGAAAGUGCAGCUAAUUUGCAUAAUCCCCUGCGCUGUAAAGGGAACUGGUCCCGGUUGGUCAGUCUAACUGUUCCUGUUUCUCUUAUUAUUUUUCAAUGAAACAAACCUUAUGGAAAUCUAAUUAAAGCCGUUUUUUAAAAACCCUCUGAUAGUGCCCCCUAGUGGACGUUAGUAGAUCAGCUCAUAAUUACAUCAUCAUUUUCCAGACAGAAUGUCCAGGAUGUAUUGCUUGUCAUAUGAUUGUAUCUACCGCCAGAAAAGGCCAAAUACUAGAGAGAAUUGUAACCGAUAGGAUGACAUCGAAACAAAGUGCUUAUUAUUUAUUUAAAUGCUCCUUCAGCUUAUUGUCUAGAUCCAGACAGACGUUCUGUAGUGUCUGAAAAAUUUAAUGUUGUCCCAUUUAAAGGCACAAACACAUGAAGGAUGAAACAGUUUGUAAAUCUCUCCGAUCCAUAACUGGAAUGGAAGUGGCUCAGACUGUCACUGGCAAAGACGCCCUGCUGGGUUUUACCAUAAAAAUUAAUCAACUCACUGUUUAGUGAAUAGGACAGUAAUGUUUAACUACAGAACUGAAGAUAUAUACAGUUUCCAUGAUGUACUAGACUGAGAUAAUGUCCCUUUAAGUAGACAGUAGGCAAACCAUAGAUCUGCAAGCACUUCCUGUUAAUUAUUAACACAUAACCCACACAUGUCACAGCAGCUGUAAAACAUGAAGUACAUCUUAAAGGUACACCACAAGCCCCUAAAGUACGUCACCUUACUGGGGGAAGGGGCGUGUGGACCCCCAAAACACCCCACCUUUAUCCAUACAUGUGUCCAUUUAUAAUGCUGGACUGUUUCUUUAAAUACGUUUUAUACUCAGACGAAACGGCAACAAAUAAAAGAACUGAAUGUUAUUGAAGUUUUUCUUUUCUAAACACGGUUCUGCUUCCCCAGUUUUGGUUGUAACCGUUUAUGGAUCAGGCUUUAUGCUGUGGAGGUUUUAAGAUUUUUUUGUAAAGUUAUACACUUCCUUUUCCGAUUUCGUUCCAAGCAGCCGCUGAGAAUUAGCAGUCAGCCUGGGUCUUCGAAGAGCUGUCUCUUUGUAUGUCGGCAUGGCGAAAGGAUGGAUGUCGUAUUCGGAAAGUACUGGCUGUCCCAGUGCUUCGACGCUAAAGGUGUGUCUCGUGAAAUAUGGGAAUAAUGUACGUCAAGCGUAGUGAACGUUUAAACAUAGUGCUAAUUAUUUCGUAUAUAUAUAUAUAUAUAUAUAUAUAUAUAUAUAUAUAUAUAUAUAUAUAUUAUUACGGUACAUAUACUAUAUCAGCGUAUGAUUUCAUAUAAUAUAUUUAUUAUUUCAUAUCAUAUCUUAAUUAUUUCAUAUAAUAUAUCUGUUAAUUAUUUCAUAUCAUAUAUCUAUUAUUUCAUAUCAUAUAUCUGUUAAUGAUUUCAUAUAAUAUAUCUAUUAUUUCAUAUAAGUAAAGGCUGCUUUAAGGAAGGGUCUCGCAAUGACACAUAAUCACUCAGAGGAACCAUUUCUAUCUCUAGUGGGGGGUGGGGGGAAUUAACAAAAAUUAAGUAAAAGGACACCAACAUGAACCAUAGCACUGUAUAAUUGGAAAGAAGCUAGACAGGGUUGUUCAGUAUUCAAUUAUCAAUAAUUCAAAGUAAAAUUAUUUGCAAAACUUCAGCCGAAAAACAGAUAUUUUUCCAAAUUCUACUGUUUUCACCUAAAAUUUUACAUUUAUUUUGAAUUCCAGAUAAUGAAUUCCUUAAUGAAAUAAUCUAGCCCUGUUUUUCACCAAAAUGAGAAUUCAAAGUGAAUUCCAAGUUAAAGACCGGAGUACCAACACUGGAAGCCUAGCUGACUCACACACUUUUUCCAGGUCAGCUAUUUUGAACUUAAAGGAGCAGUAUAGUGCCAGGAAAACAAAUUCAUUUUCCUGGCACUAUAGGGUCUUUAGGUCCUCCCCACCCUCAGGGUCCACUCCCGGUGGGCUGAAGGGGUUAAAACCUUUCUCCACGUGGCGCUGGGGAACUCUCCUCCUCCUGCCGAAUGAGAUCCGAAUGCGCAUGCGCUGCAAGUAUAAUUUAAUGCAUUCCUAUGGACAUCAGUGUCUUUUCACUGUGAUUUUCAAAGUGAGAAUCGCGGAAGCGCCUCGAGCGGCUGUCUCUAGUUUCUCUGAAACUGCUAUGUUUACAGCUGCAGGGUUAACACUAGAGAGAUCUAGCACCCAGACCACUUCAUUGAGCUGAAGCGGUCUGGGUGCCUAUAGUGGUCCUUUAAAUUUAUAAUUCACUUUGAAUUCUUACUGUAGUGAAUAUUCUUAGAUGUGUAGAAAUCAGUUUCCUAUCUUAAUGUCUAUAAAACUCCUCCCAAUAUUUACUUGGAUAAAGGGGGAUCAUUAAUCCUAGAGGAGUGACUGGGGGCGUGGCCAUGGGUGGAGCUGUUCUGAGUGUGAGUGGAGGUGUGAUAAGGGGUGGGACUGUUCUGAGUGGAGGUGUGACCAGGGGCAGGGCUGUUGUGGACAGGGGUGGGACUGUUCUGAGUGUGAGUGGAGGUGUAAUAAGGGGCAGGACUGUACUGAGUGGAGGUGUGACCAGGGGCAGGGCUGUUGUGGACAGGGGUGGGACUAUUCUGAGUGAGAAUGGUGGUGAGGCCAAGGGUUGGGCAGAGUGUGGGUGAGGGUGUGGACAUGGGUGGGGCUGAUCUGACUUACUAACAAUUUAUAGAACUAAAAUGUAAUUUAAAACAAGAACAAUGUAUUUUAUUGAAACAAAAUGAUUUCUUAAAACACAUUUAUUGUAGUUUAAAGAUUACUUUAUUAAUAUAGCUAACAUUUAUUGUACUAAUUGUAUUAAUAUUGCCAGGAAUGUAACGGAGCUUUAGUAGUCAUAAUAAGAGAGUCAUGUGAGCACCGUUACCAAGAUGGUGGCCUGUGGACUAUGUUUUAGUAGAUUCUUUGUGUUCACUCUUACACGAUUGACCCUGUAGUCAGGAGACACUAUGCAGUCCUAUAUAUUAUCAUACCUAAACAUGAAACGUGCUUGAAAUGUAUUUAUUUAUUCACUCGGAAAGGUUGAUUAUUCUGAUACUUUUAGGUCGCUACAUGAGAACAAAUUUGAACAUGUUGCCCAGUUUACCUCAGAGGAGUGGUGGCUACCGAGAUUAUGAGAAGGAUGCGCCUAUAACAGUACUGGGAUGUAAACAAGCCAAGCUCAUCGGUAAAUUAAAAACCAGUAAAAAAAAUUCUAUUUGUUCUAAUAAUGAGUAUUCUACUAAUCCUUGUCAAUGUAGAUUUCUGUCUGUGCUGCUGUUACGCGUUGCUUAAAUAUAUUCUGUGAUUUCUGUCUGUACUGCCGUUACGCGUUGCUUAAAUAUAUUCUGUGAUUUCUGUCCGUGCUGCUGUUAUGCGUGUGUUAAAUAUAUUCUGUUAUUUCUGUCCGUGCUGCUGUUAUGCGUGUGUUAAAUAUAUUGUGUGAUUUCUGUCUGUGCUGCCGUUAUGCGUGUGUUAAAUAUAUUCUGUUAUUUCUGUCUGUGCUGCUGUUAUGCGUGUGUUAAAUAUAUUGUGUGAUUUCUGUCUGUGCUGCUGUUAUGCGUGUGUUAAAUAUAUUCUGUUAUUUCUGUCUGUGCUGCUGUUAUGCGUGUGUUAAAUAUAUUGUGUGAUUUCUGUCUGUGCUGCCGUUAUGCGUGUGUUAAAUAUAUUCUGUUAUUUCUGUCUGUGCUGCUGUUAUGCGUGUGUUAAAUAUAUUGUGUGAUUUCUGUCUGUGCUGCCGUUAUGCGUGGCUUAAAUAUAUUCUGUGAUGCCUUUACGCAUUGCUUAAAUAUAUUCUGUGAUUUAUGUCUGUGCUGCCAUUACGCUUGUCUUAAAUAUAUUCUGUGAUUUCCGUCUGUCUGUGCUGCCACUCUACUUGUGUUUAAUAUAUUCUGUGAGUCUGUGCUUUCUCACUGUGUGUUAAUUAUAUUCUAUCAUUUCAAUCUGUACUACUACGUGUGUGUUAAACAUAUCCUGAGUUUUCUGUGUGUCUGUGCUGCCACUACGUAUCCACUAAAUAUAUCCUGUGAUUUCUGUCUGUCUGAACUGCCGCUACAUGUGUGUUAAAUAUAUUUUGUGAUUUCUGUGUCUGUGCUGCCGCUAUGCAUGUGUUAAAUAUAUCUUGAGAUUUCUGUACUGCUGCUACAUAUCUGUUAAACAUAUAUUUUUUUGUCAAUCUUAUUGUGGCAUACGUUUCACAUUGUACAGAAUAGUAAGUAAGGAGUUAAAUCUGAUAGACAAUCGGCAUAAAAAAACAAAAAAAAAAACAACUUACAACAGAUGAUACUCCUAAGGGAGGCUUAUAAUAGGAACAUGUGUUAUCAGGCUAGAUAUUCAUGAAUGGGGUAAAGUUUACAUGCUAAAAACAUGAUCUGACAGGCUAGGUAUUCAUGAGUAUUUCACGUUAAUAUGAAACAAGAUAGUUCCAAGUAUGCAUGGUUUAAUAAUAGUUAGGAGUAGAUAGUACAUGUGAUACUCGAAAAAUUAGAAUAUUGUGCAAAAGUCCAUUUAUUUCAGUAAUGCAACGUAAAAGGGGAAACUAAUAUAGGAGAUAGACGCAUUACAUGCAAAGCACUGGACUUCAAGCAUCUUGCAGUGUGUGCCUCUCCAUUCUUCCUCCAGACUCUGGGUCCUUGGUUUCCAAAUGAGAUGCUAAAGUUGCUCUCAUCAGAAAAGAGGACUUUGGACAACUGAGCGACAGACCAGAUCUGUUUUUCAUUUAGCCCUGGUAGACAGGGUCAACGCAGCUGUCUACCAGGAGAUUUUGGAGCACUUCAUGCUUCCUUCUGCAGACAAGCUUUAUGGGGAUGCUGACUUCAUUUUCCAGCAGGACUUGGCACCUUCCCACACUGCCAAAAGUACCAAAGCCUGGUUCAAUGACCGUUGGAUUACUGUGCUUGAUUGGCCAGCAAACUCAUCUGACCUGAACCCCAUAGAGAAUCUAUGGGGCAUUGCCAAGAGAAAGAUGAGCGACAUGAGACCGAACAAUGCAAAAGAGCUGAAGGCCGCUAUUGAGGCAUCCUGGUCUUCCAUAACACCUCAGCAGUGCCACAGGCCAUGUGUAGGGUCUGCAUCUGCGUGCCACAGACUCUGAAGCUCGUUGAAGCCGGGUCUUUCCCUUCGUGGGCCCCACGGAAGUCCCUGGUGGUCUGCUGCCGCAAGCGGCAGUCGGUCUUCCGGCGAUGUCGCCAAUGCUUCAGAGGUGACCUCCUCGGCCCAUGUGGGCAUUCGGUGAGCUUUUUAGUGUUGUAAUGUAAUCUUCACCUGGGACAGGCCUUUUGGUUGAUGACUGCGUGAGUGCUGGCAUUGAUAGUCGGGCUGCAUCCGCCAUGUUGCUGGGCCCGGCACGUCUGGAGCCCAAGCUGUAGUGGGCAGGUGCCGUCAAUAGUGCCUCGUGUGCCAACUUGGUGGGGAACGGGACAACUCCCUCUGGUCCAUGGGGGCAGGGGGCUCAAGCUUAGUUUUGCAGUGCGUUGAGGCGGCAGAAGAGUGGCCAUAUCCCCUGCGCCUGCCAUGCUUGUAGGCCCUAGUGUCCGGGCAGUUGGAACCGGUGCAAAAGUCCACAUGUAUGGUAUCAUUUUGUAGGUCUUGCUAUCCCAGAUAGCCUGACAUCCAACAUAAGUUGGGUCUCAGCUUCUGCUCCGUGUAAAGCAGCCCAAUGUGCGGUGAGUAGCAAGAGCAGCAGUAACAUGCGUCUGCUUCACGCUACGGUCAGGCCCCGCCCCCCUGGUAAACAUUCUGUAAUUUCUGUCUGGUUGUGCUGCCACUACAUGUGUUUUAAAUAUAUUUUGUGUUUUCUGUGUCUGUGCAUAAAAUAUAUAUUCUGUGAUUUCUGUCUGUGCUGUCUCUCUAUAUGUGUUAAAUAUAUUCUGUGAUUUCUGUCUGUGUUGUCUCUCUAUGUCUGUUAAAUAUAUUUUGUGCUUUCUGUCUGUCUGUGCUGUCUCUCUAUGUGUGUCAAAUAUAUUCUGUGAUUUCUGUCUGUGCUUUCUCUCUGUGUGUGUUAAAUAUAUUCUGUGAUUUCUGUCUGUGCUGUCUCUCUGUGUGUGUUAAAUAUAUUCUGUGAUUUCUGUCUGUGCUUUCUCUCUGUGUGUGUUAAAUAUAUUCUGUGAUUUCUGUCUGUGUGUGCAGUGCAUGUGGUUAUGGUGAGCCAGCGGUUGUGAAAUCACAUUCAUGUGAUUGUUCAUGCGCAGUGAUGUCUCCGUACUGUCUUUUACUGUGUAUUUUCUGUUUUACAGGGGAGGCUUUACUGGACAGUAAAACCGUUGUAGAUUUUAUUUACUGUUCCCCAUCUUUACGCUGCGUCCAAACAGCACAUAAUAUACUGAAAGGUAAGCAGAUAAGCACCAACUAAAGUUCACCAUACCUUCUAUGAUUUAAUUACAACUUUCUGAUUAAUCUGUGCAUUGCAAGUGCUAUGUAAAGCUAAUCAGGUCUCCUAAAACCUUGCUAUAGCAAAUUCACAUUGCACCAUCCGUUGGUUAAUAGAUUAAGAAUUGUGUAAUCCAGGUAAUCGGAGAUAUAAAAUGCUUGUUUACUUUGUUACCAAUUGUUUCAGGUCUUAAACAAGAAAGUAAGGGUAAGAUUCGCGUGGAACCAGGAUUAUUUGAAUGGACUAAAUGGGUGUCUGGUAACACCCUCCCAUCAUGGAUCCCGCCAGCAGAAUUAGCUGCCGCAAACCUGAGCGUUGAUACAAUCUACAGGUAAAAAACUCUUACUAUUGCUUAUUUUUAAAUAAAAAAUAAAAAUAGUGUCAAUUUAAAUGAUUACAAUUUGUACAUUUGUCUGCAAAGCAAUCUAUAUACAAAAUGACUGCGUUAUGAUACUUUAUCUGCUAGCUGCGUCUCCUUUCCUUCAGAUAAAUGUUAUGUUAAUAGUGUUUUCAAUCAAAAAGUGCUUGGUAGUGAAGGGGUUAAUAUGAGGUGUCACAGUGGUUAUGGUGCCAUUUUAGAAUAGUGGAUCUUGUAUAAUGUUUCACAUUUCUGUAUUAUUAUGGCACGUUAGGCCAUUAUUCACAGCCAGCUGUGUCAGCUGACAGCUCUCAACCAGUAAAUAAUUUCCAUGCUUGAUAGGAGUUGUACAAUGGCCCUGCAUGAUAGCAGUCUUACAUUGACCGAGAAUGAUAUAAAUUGUAUAAUGUCCCAGCAUGAUAGGAGUUGUAUAGUGGCCCAGCAUGAUAGGAGUUGUACAGUGGCCCAGCAUGAUAGGAGUUGCAUGUACUAUGCCUGCUCAGUCCAGAACGACAGCAGGCGUCUGGCAACGCCCCAGGUCAGUGAAAACCUCUCUCAAACACUAUCGUAUGGUCCACAUUGGAGACUCCUGGCUCCUUAAUCACUAGUACCCCCGUAAGGUUGCCAUUACUUAUUACAAGACUUGUGACAUUUUAUUUGUCAUCUCAGAUUAACAUCACCCUUAAUGUUUUAUAUAAUAACUGAGUGAGAUUUUAUCGUGACACAUCCAAACAUUACUGCCGUUUGUUCUGAAAAAAAGCCAGGUCAGAAUACAGCGCAUUUAGAGAUAAAUUAUACACAGACAUGUCAGCUACUCUGACCUUCAAUUUGGAAUUCACUUUGAAUUCUCACUGCAGUGAAUAACUCUGUGGAUCGUACAGUUCGUAUCAUGUCAUCUCCCAGAAUUGGAAUGGUCGGCAGUGAGUUGUGCAGAUUGCUUCUGAUGUAACUGAAAACAAUAUAUUGGGAUCCAGAAUGUCACUGGAAAUAAGUAAAUCACUAACCCCCAUAAAACAUGCAAAUCUUUGAUUAAAAAUAGAAUAACUUUUUUAACUGUCAGUUCUCACAUACACGUAGAAUAGCACAGAGAUGUUCAGCUAUAGAUUGAUGUGCAGUGAUAUUUACAUACAUUGACACAAUUUAUUUUGCCCGUUUAUGUGUUCACCCUUUGCAGAAAUAAAUAUUUAAAUUUAUUGUGUAAAGUCGAUCUUCUUACAAUAUAUAAACAGGGUCUGAAAUAUUAGCAGAGAUGCAGAAAUGCUAUUUUAUGCAACCAUCAAUAGAUCCAAUAGAAAUGGAUAAAUAACUGGCUUAUGGAAAUCUUAAAGAAAUUUCUGGAAGUAUUGCUAUUGCAGCCUGCAAGUAACGCCUGUAGUGUACUCGUCUGCAUUCUAACGGAGACAUGAAGAAGCUCGCUGUAAUAUUUCCUGUAAAGUUUUCAACUGAGGGUGGGAAGUGGAAUAUGACCCCCAUUAGGAGCCCCAUUACAGGAUUUCCCCUCUCUGUAGGUUAACACUGGGUGCAGGAGUAAAGGGGAGCUGUGUGUGCGCAUGUUUGAGUGUAGUAAAAUCUGGAUUUACUGAUUUCUGGAAUCUAUCAAUGUAUACGCGUGAUUGUGUUGUGCCUGUUAUCGCGCCCAUUUAACGGUUCCUCAAUGUAUUAUUUCGUCGUAGACCUCACAUUCCGAUCAGCAAACUAGUUCUGUCUGAAACAUAUGACACGUAUAUGAGUCGGAGUUUCCAGGUCACAAAGGAAAUUCUAAGUGAAUGUAAAAGUAAAGGUACGUAUUCUUGAGAUCCUCCUCUUUUUAAACUGUAAAUGCUUACCCACCAUGAUCAUAUUCCAAAUCUUUAAUCUGCACCUGCGAUCAUUAGAUAUCAUUUGCUUCUGAGAAUGGGGGGGUGGGAGGCUUUGAGAUUAAAGUAUCUGACUCCCAGGAAGCCAGCAAUUCUAAGGAAACACAGACAGGGAAUCACUGUAAUAAGAAAAUGUAUCUACUAAGCUAAAACCUGUCUUACUGUAACUGAACCCAGUUAUAUAUGUUCUAUACACAUGCAGCAAUAAUGUGUGUUUUUUUUUAAAUCAGUUUUUACCUUUUUUCAGGAAAUAAUAUUUUGAUCGUAGCCCAUGCGUCAUCCUUAGAGGCUUGUACCCGGCAACUGCAAGGGCUCCCACCACAAAAUGCAAAGGACUUUGUGCAGGUGGUCAGAAAGGUAAGUGGCAGAAUGAGAUUAUGGGACAAGGACAGGCAUGCUCCUUCGCAGCCCGGCUGACUAGUUACUCUGAGUAUUCUAGAAAAGUCAGCGAUUCGGGGUAAGAGAAGGAAUCUAAUUCUGGAGCCCAUUCAGUUAUUUCUCUGCUACCUAAUUUUGGAGUAAAAGGCAUUUUUGCGACAUUUUGGAUUAAUGAAUAAUGCACUAUUCAUCAUGACCAUAUUGGUCCCUGUUGCACUAUUUAUAUUCAUGGGAUAAAUCAUUAUUUUAAGCUGUAUAUGCACCUUGUGUUUAAUAUACAGCUGGUUUACUGGCCUUUACAGUCUAUAUAUUAAACGUGCUACAUACAAUUUAUUAGGAGGACCAAAAACACACAAACAUUAUGGGUUUCCCCUUUAUCAAUGCUAAAAAGGGAAAACUUGAAAGUUUGUUUUUUGGUCCUAUAAUAAUUUGUGAGUAGCACUUUGUGUGCAACUUCUGUACGUGGAUUUGACCCUGCAUUGAGCAAAACUACGUUUUAUUUGAGAUUGUUGGAUACUCUAGUAACCCCUGCUCUAUCUCUAUGUGGCCACAUUAUAGUCUAUAUAGUGAUCUUUGAUUGGAAAGACUAAUAGUCCUUUGCCCUCUCUGCAGAUUCCGUACCUGGGAUUUUGCUGCUGUGAAGAACUUGAAGACUGUGGUAUAUGGCAGCUGACAGACCCUCCAAUACUUCCUCUAACGCACGGACCCACGGGGGGAUUUAACUGGAGGGAGGCAUUACUCCAAGAGUAAACAGAAACCACUUGGACUGGAAUUUAAACCAUGUGAACAUAUCUCCUACGGAUACAAAACGCAAACCACCGCGCUACGCCAAACUUACUGACGAACCGUACAGAAGACUCGUCAUAGCUUAUAUAUUUAUAAAAGAUAUUUUUGUUGGAAAUCAGAAUUUACAUGGACAGAACCUUAAAACUAUAAACGGAAACAUAUAGAAAGUUAAAUUAUUCGACCUAUGCUUGGAAAAAGGGGGAUAACGCAUGUUAUCUGCCACCAUUUUAUUAACCUCAACUAAAUGUCCGCUGCAUGUAAGUCUCUUGAUGUCCUUCCAGCUAGCACAACCAAUGUCCAGCGGGUAUUUAAAUCAGUGUCUUCUCAAUGUCGAAUGAUCAUUUGUUAUUAUCUGUUACACCGUGUCUGUUAAGAGUCAUUCGGGGGGAGCUGGGUAACGUGAUAUUUAACGCAGAAUGAGUGGUCCAUACUCUGAUAUUUAUAUAUCAAAGUUAGAUAAACAUUUUUAAAAAUCCCAUCGUGGAAACUCCAAACGGAACCUCACCUACAAAUGGAACCACACAGCCAUCUUCCUUCGCCAUGUGGAUGAAUCAUGAAGUGAGAGAAAUGGACUCUGAAUGAGCCCUUUUGUUUAUUUCGUGAUUCGGAGUUUCUGCCUUUGGCACUAAAAGGAAAUUGAUUAUUGAUGGGGAAAAAUAGAUAAUGAAUGCUUUAGGAACAGUCACUAAAUACUAAUUUUAUUCACAGAUCAAACCAAAUCACAGAAGGAGGAGGAACAGAAGGAGGAGGAACGCUAAAAAAUCUAUAUUUAUGUACUAUAGAAACAUAGAAUGUGACGGCAGAUAAGAACCAUUCGGCCCAUCUAGUCUGCCCAAUUUUCUAAAUACUUUCAUUAGUCCCUGGCCUUAUCUUAUAGUUAGGAUAGCCUUAUGCCUAUCCCACGCAUGCUUAAACUCCUUUACUGUGUUAACCUCUACCACUUCAGCUGGAAGGCUAUUCCAUGCAUCCACUACCCUCUCAGUAAAGUAAUACUUCCUGAUAAUAUUUUUAAACCUUUGUCCCUCUAAUUUAAGACUAUGUCCUCUUGCUGUGGUAGUUUUUCUUCUUUUAAAUAUAGUCUCCUCCUUUACUGUGUUGAUUCCCUUUAUGUAUUUAAAUGUUUCUAUCAUAUCCCCCCUGUCUCGUCUUUCCUCCAAGCUAUACAUGUUAAGAUCCUUUAACCUUUCCUGGUAAGUUUUAUCCCGCAAUCCAUGAACCAGUUUAGUAGCCCUUCUCUGAACCCUCUCUAAGGUAUCAAUAUCCUUCUGAAGAUACGGUCUCCAGUACUGUGUACAAUACUCCAAGUGAGGUCUCACCAGUGUUCUGUACAAUGGCAUGAGCACUUCCCUCUUUCUACUGCUAAUACCUCUCCCUAUACAACCAAGCAUUCUGCUAGCAUUUCCUGCUGCUCUAUUACAUUGUCUGCCUACCUUUAAGUCAUCAGAAAUAAUCACCCCUAAAUCCCUUAUAUAUAUUUAAUUACUACAUAUAUAUAUUUAAUUAUUAUAUAAAUAGAUAUUUUUACUGUUUUUCCCUCUAUUCGUCUCUCACUUGAUCUGUGAACCAAAAUAGUGUAAAAAUGGUCCAUGCAAUGUAUUGCAAACCGUAUACACUAUUUAUUGAACAAAGAGACCCAAGAAGGAAAAUGCAAAUUUUCUACCAAAGCAAUUAAUCUGGAAGAGUAACUAAGAAAAAUACAAACAGGCAGAUUACAUUGAAAUGAGCACUUCUCUCGUCACUGAUUCCAGACUUAAUGAAUCAACUCUUUGUAUUUUCCAUUUCUUAUCGAUCCAAGAAGAUCUGAUGACGUUUCCUAUCAUUUACAUUUAGUACUCCAGAGAAUAAAAGGGGCUGGAAUGAAAAUUAAGGUCAUUUAUAUCUUUACUUGGUGUAAAAUCUUCCCAUGACUGGCUCUUUAAUUAGCACUGGAGAGAUAUGCCCCUUAAUGCACAAAUCUCUGAAAUGAAUCAUAAUAUAUAAAGCAAACAGACGCACUACGCCGGGGAUCUGACACCAGAUUUUCUAAACUGGAAAUUGCAGAGAAUUGACAAGGGAAUUUAACAUUUAUCUUUUUUUACAUUUUUUUUGCAAAAUGUUUUAUCAAUACCUCUUCCAUAAAAUGCUCCAGGGGGCGUUGUCAUAACUGCGAGUGUGCACUCAACUCAAUUUAUGCAAAAAUGGGAUUCUUCUGUGUGACGGGGAGAAUCCUUUUAUUUGGCAUUCUACUGGUUCCUGGUAGAGUGCGAUCGGUAAAUGGUAUCAGGCUAUCUUAGGUGCUUGUUAUACCAACAGUUUAAUGGUAGAAAUGAUUACGCAGACAUAUUCCAUCAUUUGAAAUGGAAACCAAUAUGUAUUGUUCAGACUGUAAGGUGUAUUGAGGCAGAAUAUCACAUCCCUCCAUACGGUACAAUUUAUUAUUAUAAUAAAAUAAUUUUAUUAUUAUUAGUCCCAUUGUAGAAAUGAAAAAAGAUUUUUAUUUGUUUAAAUUUUUUUAAUUACUUUGGGUGAAUGAUGUGCAGGACUAUUUACUAAAGUAAACAUUGUUGGGAAUUCAUAUUUAAGGUCUAAAUAGUAGAAGUGGAAACAUCCCCCCACUAUGUUCCCAUUUCAGCAAUUUGAAAUUCACUCUGAAUUCCAGGCAAUUCUCACCUUUAGUAAAUAACUUGCUACGUUAAGCAGUCACCACGGAAACCUGUGAAAUGUUUUAGCUAUUCUCCCCAUUUAUAGUACCAGCUGGGAGCAGGGUGGCAAGGGCAGAUUGAGUCAUAAAUGGGAAAUCGCAGCAUCUUUCCCUGAAAAUAAGACCGGGUCUUGUAUUAAUUUUUCCCCCCUCGCAAAACACACUAGGGCUUAUUUUCAGGGUAUGUCUUAUUUCGGGGGAAAACGGUAGCAAGCAUGUGCUAGAAAGCAGGUCUACUUUCGUGGGAAUUCCCCUGGACAUAGAUGAGUUUCCUAGCACAUGCAAUUGCGCAAAUCUAUGUUCGGAGAAACUUCCCCGAACGUAGAUUAAUGAACUAGGGCGUGGAAUCCCACGAUUCUAUGUUCGGGGAAAGUUCCCGAACCUACAUUAGCGAACCUGCGACUAGUAACUAGGGCUUCUUUUCGAGGUAGGGCUUAUAUUACGAGCAUCUCCUGAAAAUAAGAUAGGGCUUAUUUUCGAAUGAUGUCUUAUUUUGGGGGAAAAACGGUAUAUAUGUCAAUCUAUCGAUCCUUCAUAACAGAAAAUGCAUGGAAAAAUGAAAAUAUUAACAGAAUACAUGCGUAACAGCAGAUUUCUUCUUAUCGUGUGCAAACAAAAAAUGAUCAAACCAAGUGUGCUGCCCAAUACAGAGUGAUCUCUUAGUCUGUAAAGGGUACUAACCUACAGCUGAUAUGACAGAGGUUUGUCUUAUAUAUUUUGGCUUGUCAUUUGAAUGUGGGGGGGGGGGGGAGCAAUCAUUGAAAUAACGCAAUUAAGAUAUGCUGCUGCCAAAGCAACAAUAAGAAUGAGGUUUUAAUACUAAGAGUAUGUAACCAACGCACAAAGCUUCUCGUUUCAGUAAUUGGCCAUAAUACUGCCGCUAUACCACCGUAAAUAUUACAGAUUUAUGUAAUUAUGUUGUUACUUUGUAUAUUAAUACAAUGAGUUCCGAGUACCAACCUGAGUUUCUGCCGUCUUGAAAAUUUAGGCCUCGAUUUAAUAAGGUUUAAUAAGGUAUUCAAACUAUUCAGUGUUUUUGGAUAAACUUUUUAAAUGUUUUUUUUUUAAAAUAUCAAAAAAAUGUAUCGUAUAAAAAAAAAAAUCAAAAUAUUACAGAAUUUUAAUAUUUUUCAUCAUAUUAAAUCAUUUGAAAAGUUUAUCCAUCAAUGUUAAAUGGAGGCCACAGUUAGGGUGCAUUAACUGUUGAAAUUAUCCCCAAAAGUAAAGUUGCGGAAACCAUCAGCAUGGAGGGUCUGGGACCCAUUCAGGGGAAGGGUUAAAGGUCACGUCAGACUUGUUAUAAAGAUAUAUUAUAUUAUUAUUAGACUGUGUGUUUGAUGUAUGUGGAAAUCAUGUACAGAGGACGCUAGAGAUAAGUUCUGUUGUUGUAUAUUUGAAUUGUUCCACGCCAUUUUUUUCCAAAUGAUGUAUUAUGCAAUAUCUUUUCUUUAUGUGAAACUAAAAAAUUGUUCAUGUUUAUUUAAAGAUGACAAUCAAUCCAAAAAAAGCAGAGACUUUAAUUUUUAUAAACUGCGCCCGAGCUUUGAGCUUCGCACGCGAUCUGCGCUAAGCUGCCUGGAACCGAAUGAAAGACUCGGCCGCGUUCAGGCCUUCUGUUUUCUGUUCACAAAGGAGGGAAAAUGGAAUAAAGGCAUUAAUGCUUAAUAUUUGUAGUCAAUAAAGUAUUUUUCAAUGAAGAAUGGAAAGGGCGAACGCUGUUUAAACAAACAGCAGGAAGUUUGGAAAACUGUUUUUUCUCCAUGAAGAAAUAUUGUGACAAUGAUAAAACGGUGAUUCUAAUUAGAAAUAGAAUGGAUUAGUCAGACAGAGUAUCUGGCCAUUGCUGUCAUUUACUAAAUGCAGGUUGGUAUGUAAUACAUUCAAAUCCAGUAUAAGAGAGAAGGG